AUGCCGAACCCCAGCGGCCUCGACAAGGCGCUGAAGAUGUCCUUGCAGAGGAAAACCAAGAUCCACUCGGCCGCUGGUAAGGGGGUGUGUGUGUGGGGAGGUCAGGGGGUGCGAAGCGGAGGGAGGGAGAAGCGCCCCCGGAGCCCCCCACUCCUCCUCCUCCUCCUCCGCGUCUUUAUUAUCCCCGCGCCGCCGUCGCUGCAUCCACUGCGCAGCAGCAAGCCGCCUCUCGCUUCUUCGCCGCGCGAGCUUUCCAUUUCAUAUUUAUAUCGAUAGAGAGAAAGCGCGAGGCUCAUUCCAUGCAUAUUUCAUGGCGACCGGGUUGGGGAUUCGUGACAUCAUUCACCUUCCUGCCCGCCUGGUUGGAUGAGGUCAGGCCAGGGCAUUCUUGGGGGGGGGGGGACGGAACCAAAAGAGCUGCUCUUCGGAAAGGGAGAUGGUGCGAUGGGCGGCAGAGGGAGGGGAAAGGGUCGUUGCCAAUCUGCUCCGGAUCGAUCGGUUUCCAGUUUCGCUUUUAGCGUCCUCCAGGGAGAGGGAGGGUUCUGCUCGUGGCUGGGCCCGAUGCCGGAUUGACCCUUGCAAACCGGCCCGGGGAUUUUCGCUGCAGUGCGCUCUCGUGCGUUUUAAAACACCCGGCUCGUUUGUGCCUUUUUUUUUUAUGACUUGCGCUUGCCUGCUGCUCUGGCCGGUUCGCAAAUUGAAUAAAAUACGAAACCUGUCAACUUGUCAGCCAGCAGCAGCAAUAGCAAAGCCUGCACUGACCGGCGGAGAGAUUAGCAUAAACCAGCAUAAACCCACCAGUGCGCUGUUUUGGGCAUAUAACUAGUGCACCCGGUGAUCCAUCUCCUUCCGGAUGUAAACAUUAGAUUCAGAGUAGGGAUUUUCCUCCAGACCUGCAGCAGUGGGAAAGGUGGUUAAAUUAUCCUGCUCUCCUGAUCUGAUCCCAGUAAUUAUACACAUAAUCUGCAUUAAAACAUGCACAACCUUGCACACUAAAUGCAAAAAUGCAUAUAUGCAAAUACAGAUCAAUGCACACAUAAGUCAAUGACACAUAUAGAUCAGCGGUCACAUAUGCACUUAUAGAUCAAUGAGCACUAUUCUAAGGACAGAUGGCCUAACUUAUUGUGUGUGUGUGUGUGUGUGUGUGUGUGUGUUUAUGAUGGCCUGUAUCCUAAAUUGUGUGUAUAUGCGCACACAAUACCAUUGCUCUCUGUCUGAGGCAAUUGAUGACCAGGCAUUUGAUGACGUUGUGCUCCUUCAUCCAGACUACAACCCGUGCAACCGUGACUGCUGCCUUGCUAAUAAGUCCAAAUUCAGUUCUCCACAUUUUUGUACCAGUUUGCAGUUUAUUUAUUUCAGCAAAGGUCUCAUGAAGAUUCACCAUCAUAUUAAUGUGAUUUUCUCCUGAUAUGCAAGUCUUAGCGGUAUGCAAUUUUUUCUAAUGUGCACAGUUUUGCAAAGCAAUUCUCCCCAAUGUAAUGUUACUUUCAUAGAUAGAUAGAUAGUAUGCAUUGCUUGGUUGGAGAACUGCAAUUGCAAAAUCCGGAGAAGUGUGGAUUUUGAAGGGUGGUUAUGUUUUGGUUCAUAUGUUGUUCUGGAAAGUGAAAAUUAGGUAGGUUUGCCUUUCAGUGCAAGCUGAAUCGAGUUUCUCUCUCAUUCCCAGUAGUCUCUCUGUGAACAUUCUACUCCUGCACGUGUUGGUGAAGAGAUAUUGAAGCUCAUCUAACAGAACUUGCUCCUUCCUUCCUUUCCAUCUUUCUCCUGGAUGGUUUUGAUUUUACUUUAGAGCAGCUCUGAUUUUUAUCUAAGCCAUGGCAGUGUGCAUGUGUGUGUGUUUAUCCUUUUCCCGGGCUUUCUCCACCCUGGACUACAGGUUCUCCAUCUUAGGCUUGGGUGGUGCUGGACAUCUCUGUCCUGCCAUGCUAUGCUGCAGCUCCCGGUUCCCCCAGCAACUGCAGCCUGAAGCAGCCACCUCACUCUGCCUAGCUGUAGGGCUGGCCCUAGGUUGCUUUGGUGCAUUUUGGGGUUGGGAGGCAGCAAAUCCGGAUGCCUUCCCACCCACAUACUGAACACAGAACACAAUCCUUUGGGCGGUUAUCAUGUAUGAGGCCAAUGGAAAUGGACAUGAGAUGCAGGAGCCCAUUAACAUUUUUGUGCAGCUCCUAUUCAUUUUGCAGGGAUCUUUGGAGAAGAAUUUUCCAACAUGCCCAAUGUUAGCUGAAAGUGGUCUGUUUCAGACAAUAAAAGCCCGUAUCCCUCUCUAUUGCCUUUCAUGGCAUCCAAAAGAUGCCAACAGAAGGAGUUACCUCACCUUGCCUUGUGGUAAGACUCCCUUUGCCAGUACUCCCACCACAGUUUAAGAAAUUAGAACUUAAGUGGAAAUGCCAGGGUAAUACUAAGGGUGUGGAACAUCAGACUCGGGGGCCAAAUGUACCCCUCCAACCUUCUCCAUAUGGCCGUCGGACCACUCUCCAGGCCAUACCCCUAACUGGCUCUGCUUCACACCCCACAUGUUUUUGCCUGGCUAGAAUAUGUCCCUGAAAUCUUGAUAAUGCCUCUUGCUUGUCUGGAUGGAGACUAGACAGUUGUGUGUGUGUAGGAACCACAUCAUGUACUAAGAUAGAGCUUACAUUGGUUGCCCCGCCUACUUCUGCCUCUGGUCCCGUCCACUACUGGCAUGUGGCCCCUAUAAAGUUGCCCAAAAAGCGAAUGUGGCCCUCAGCCUGAAAAAAGAUUCACCACCCAUGGAUUAUACCUUGGAUUUUAUAUGCAUCAAGCAUGUGUUCUGCCACAGACUUUUGUUCCUCUUAUGCUUUCGAACUUCACUCAUCUAGCUUGCAUCUUGCCCCCAGGUCACAUUUCAGGAGCUUACGGGUAGCACCCAAAAUUUAUUGGCAGUGGAGGUGUUGCAGGCAGGAGAUUAGAGAAAAGAUAUGAGGUUCCUAGGAGGUGUGCUCAUCUCUAGGGUUGACGCAAGGAAGCACAGUGAAUCAGCCUGGGUUCGUUUAAUGCAUGCAUUUGGGAGAGUUUUCUCAUGAAAUAUAUUUCGGGGAAGCACAGUCCACUAAGGGCAUCUGUUCACUAUUUGCAUCUGCAAAGUCAUUUGAAAAACACUGCUGUACCUGCAUUGAAACUUGCUGUUGCGUCGGGUCAGUGCCCAUACUGUUUAGUAUCUGUUCUGGGGAAUGACAGAAAUUUCUCUCCUCCCUAGUUCCGGAAUUUGGCUGUGUCCAUGAAACCUAUGUUGGGUUACAUGCCUUUUAAUGUUUCUGACUUGUUCCUUAGCUGUUCCUUGCAAUUCUUUGAUGAAACUCCUAGUGGACUAAUGUAAAGUACUACUCCCUUUUACUGAAAUCACACCACUGGUCUUUGCUACCCAGUAUUCUUGAGUCUGCCUGGCAGCUGCUAAAGGGAUUUCUCACUGAAGUUUGAACCUAGCGUUUGAAACAAUGAAUGCCCUCUACCACUGAGAUUUAGUCCUUGCUUAUAUAGUGGUGCAGUUUAGGUUGGAUUUGGAAUCAAAAUCUGGCCCCAUAAGCCCAGCCCCAUUGUCAGAUGGCCACCCAGAGAGCAGCAGGUGAUGGGGAGGGGGUCUACUGGGGCUGGCGUCAAUUGCCAAUGCAGUUGCCAAUUUUCUUUUAAAAAAAUAAUACAUUUUAUACCUGGGGAAAGGCUAACCAGGCAUGUACAUGGUUACAUAUCAGAUGCUCAUCAUCUCAUUAUUAUUACUUUAAAAACAUACCCUUUUCUAAAACACAGUGCUGCUUAUUCCCAAGUUAAUGAGUUUAACACAGGCUUCCUCAACCUUGGCCCGCCAGAUGUUUUGAGACUACAAUUCCCAUCAUCCCUGACCACUGGUCCUGCUAGCUAGGGAUCAUGGGAGUUGCAGGCCAAAAACAUCUGGAGGGCUGAGGCUGAGGAAGCCUGGCUUAACAGGGACAAAACUUCCGUUUUAUUCCUGUAAUCAUGACAAUGCUGUGAUGUAAAAUGUGAAGGAUCUGAGGCAGCUGGUCACUUCCUCGUAGGCCACUGCCGCUCGCUUCCAUGGUUCCACUGUCUGUCCUCAGGGUCAUUUGGCAGCCUCCUGGAAUGUGUGGGGGCCCAAACCAUGUCUGAUACAUUGCUUAAUUCUGCUGACUCUUCCUCUUUCAAUUGCUAUAUUUUUGGUGAUUGCGGUUUUUAAUUUUUUUAUCUUUGCUGGCUUCCUUGAUCGUUUCAGUUUUCAAAGCAGAAAUGUUUCAGAUAAGCAGAUUUCAGACCAGAGCUGGCCCAACAAUAGAGGCAGGCUAGGCAACUGCCUAGGUUGCAAAAAUUUCAGAGGUGCUUAGGAGUACAUUCAGGUGGAGGGAGUAUUGUGUAAGCUAGCAUUUCUGUCCCAUUUUCUGAUGUCCCUUUCACACGGCAGUACCUGCUGUGUUAUGAACAGAGGCUUUCUGGCUGACGUUCUGGCAGGUUGCAGCACUGAAUAUCAUUCACAUCAGUAGGUGUGGUGUGCCAUGGCAAUGCACAUCAUUCCACAACAUUGCUACUCUCCCACUUUGCCUCACAUGCAUGCUUCCCCCCCCCUUAAUCCCCCCAUGAACCAUUACAUGUUAUGGGCCAGAUUCAACUAAGUAGGUGCGCUAGCUGGAAGCAGCAGUUGUGUCAUGGGCCAAGAGUUGGCUUCACCUGCUGAGCAGCAACCUGAAGAAGCAGAAGGCAAAGUCACUCCACCUGCUGAUGAUCAGGAGCCUUCUUGCUCCUGAUGAGAACCAGCUGGCUCCAACAUCCUUCAGCAGGGUUUCUAGUCUUAGUCAGUUGCUGGAAACAACAUUUGUGAUUCCUGAUCAAACCUUGCUGCUUCUUGCUUCUCGUGACCUUGGACCCUCGGCUUUCUUGACCCCCGGAUUGUCUGACUAGGUGAACUUAGAUACUCCUGACUUUUGGACUGAACUGGACCUUGUAUAUGAACUCUGCCUCCAGGCAAGUACCCCCCCCCCGAAGCUUGGCUGGUUGGCUGGCUUCUCCCUCCAUUGAGCUCUGCUGUGGGUGGCAGCACAGGACUAUGACCAGUUUUCUUGUGCGUCACAGUUGUGCACCAGGACGUCUCCCCUUUCCUCCCCUCGUGCGCCCCCACCCACCCAAAUCAGUUCUGGGGGCUCUGGACAACCCCCAGAAGAGUGCAGAGGCCAAAGGUAGGAUCGUUCCAUUGGGAAAGCUGAAAUAUUUGCACUGAUGGAACAAUUGGAAGAGUGUGCCGUUGAAUUCCUCCCUUUGUAUGCAUUUUGUACAUGCUAUAAAAUAUGCAUUUGAGUAGAAGUGCAUCCCCCCCAAUAUACACCUUUUCUAUAGGUGGGUUGUUGUUUUUUGGUUUGUUUAUUUUUUUACACACAAUCCUUAUUUGUGUACAUGCUUUUAGGGACUGAAAUUUCAUGGCAGAUCACAGAAUGUGCACAAUCUGACUGAUAGUUGCAGUCCCAAAAUCAAAUUGAUUGAGUCCACUGUGAAAAGUGUACCAAACAAAUUCCACCUCCAUCCCUCACGCUGGUCAGUAUUUCCCAAAGCUGGUGCCCUCCAGAUGUUGCUGGAGUCUCUCUCCCAUCAGCCCUGCCCAUUGUCCAUGCUGGCUCAGGUUGGUAGCAGUUGGAGGCUGUCAACAUCUAGAGGGUCCCAGGUUUCCUAUCCAUGCUUUAGUGCCACCAAAUGACCAUAAUAAGAGGCUGCACAUUGAUUUAAAUUUAAGUUAUUCUCUAAGAUGCUUACAACUCUUUUUCGUUGAAGCCACAGAGAGCAGUGACAUGCAUCCUUUCCUUCCUGGCUCUUUUAAGUUGUCUAAAAAUAAGCUGUUGUCAAUAUCACACUAGGUGGUUGCAAAGUGCAUUUCUCCCCCCCCAAAAAAAAAGCAUCACUUGAAGCUUGCAAAAAAUCUAGAGGUCAGAUGUUGACACCAUUAAUAUUGAUUCAAAUAAAUAAAUGCUGUUCCAGUCCUUUGUGAUCUCCAUCCAGGGGAUGUCAAAAUAUUGUUGUAUCAAAGCAGUAAUUACAGUAUCCCUUUUCAAAGUUUGCAAAAUUGAGCUAUAAAUGCUAGGCGACCUGAUGGUGCAAAGCCAUUAUCCUUAUUUAGCUAAUGGGAAUUUUUUGCUGUCUGUACUUCCCAGUAUAGUGCUAGUCUUCUAACUUUGUGGGCUUGUGUGCGCAAGGGAAAAGUUACCUGGGCUGGCGAAAGGCAUGCUGUGCCGCAAAAGCCACUUGGGCCUCCAGUGACAAUCUAGGAGCAUCGUGUGGCUUCCAGGGUGUCCAUGAACCCCCCCCCCCCAUUGGUCUGAUUUCAUUUUUUCUUUGACACAACAGAAUGAGUUGUUUUUCCAAGUCUUUACAUUGUUGUGCCAGCUGUCGCUCCACACAGCAAUGGAUGUGCCAUUCAGGAGGUAGGGGGUGCAUUUCCCAGCUACAAAACAACUCAUCACGGUUGGGAAAAUGUGUAUUCCCCUCUAUGGAUGCCUCAUUUGGGGAGUUACAUUUGCAUUCUUCUUUGCAACAGUUCAGCACCAACUCUGCAGUAGAAUUUGUGUCUCAAAGGCCCCUUCUGCCGAUCCAGAGGAAGUCCACUGCACUUAAGUCUCAUUUAAAUCAAUCGGACACAUGAAUCAAUGGGAGAAGUUAGUCACUACUAAUUUAACAUCCCGUUUAUUUCAUUUUGAUUUAAGCUUAAAGACAUUUACUUUCCUUGAAUCAGGGCCAUAGCAUUCUUUUGGAACACCAGUCUUAUAUCUCAGUAGCACAGUGGUCUAAACCACUGAGCCUAGGGCUUGCCGAUUGGAAGGUCGGUGGUUUGAAUCCCCGCGAUGGGGUGAUCUCCCGUUGCUCGGUCCCAGCUCCUGCCAACCUAGCAGUUCGAAAGCAUGUCAAAGUGCAAGUAGAUAAAUAGGUACCGCUCCGGCGGGAAUGUAAACGGCGUUUCAGUGCGCUGCUCUGGUUUCACCAGAAGUGGCUUAGUCAUACUGGCACAUGACCUGGAAAAACUGUCUGCAGACAAACGUCGGCUCCCUCGGCUGUAAAGUGAGAUGAGCACCGCAACCCCAGAGUCAUUCGCGACUGGACUUAACUGCCAGGGGUCCUUUACCUUUUUAGAAAUAAAUUCUACUGUCCAAAUGUGUUGCUUUUGUGAGCAAUGGAAAAUUCACAACUUGGUAGUUCCUACAUAGCAGCAAAUCAUGAUUUGCAAAGCAUGAUAAUUCUUUCCAACAAACCAUGGCUGCUGAACAGCUGUUUGAGCAAACUAUGGUUGGGGUGUUACAUCUAAAUCAAUGGCUACCAUGGCCCUCAGUGUCUAUUGUUUGGGAAGAAAGCCACACAAACCAUGGCUUACCUCUGCGUGAGAUGCAUUUGAAAAUCCGACUUUAAACUUUGGUUAGCACAAACAGGCCCUGUGUCACCACGUAGCAUUGCUGUAUAGCUUCUGGAGCCCCAGGGCUCUAGCAAGGCUCAUUCCUGAGGCCUUCCCUGGAUUCCCCUUUAUCUGCCACUGAUAACAAGCAGCAGGCAACUGGAUUAGGGAUCCACCAUUUAAUUUCACACAAUACCCCCCAUUCUUUGUCUCUUCGGGGCAUUAUGGGAAAUUUAAAUGGACAGGCAGGAACCACCAUUUACAUUUCUGAUGUAAGUGUUACCUUGGAGUAACACUAAAUUGGGGACAUUGUAGGACUUUGAAAAGGUGUGCUACCGGUCUCUGUUGUUGCCAGGUGGUGCCAGUGGGGCAGUGAUGUAGGAAAGGGCCCUAGAUGGCAUAUUUGAUAAGCCCAUCCCGUUAAACCUGUAGUCAUAUUUGGGCACAAGCCAUGACUUAUUGCUACAUUUGAACUGAACCCAUGAUGUGAUUUUCAGAAUUGGUCAAAAUGGUGGGCCACAGCCUCAGUUGAGUGUGGAAGUGUGCUGGGAUGGCUUCAUGAAGGCUUGGAAGUGAUUUCCCCUUGAACAAUGUGGCUCUCGGUUUGAACUUGGGAAAUCAAUAUGAAAAACUGUAAACAGCCUGGGGAUAACAGACUUGUCACUCCAUGUUCCAUGUGGAUUUUGCCUUCUAGCAGUAGGGAAUCAACCCACGUUAGUCUCUCAUGUUUAGCAGAAUAGACAUGAGUUUGGGUGAUUUGUCAUGAUUUGUCAGCACAGAGAGCGAAAUGCCCAUAUACUGUCUCUCACCUGAUUCAGACAGCUGUAAUAAUACAAUACUUGCAAUAUAAUGGGCCAGAUUGAAAUACCAGUUUCACUAGUGGAAGACCCUGCAAGGACUCCUGCUAGUGCAAUGGGGCUUCCCCUCUCUCUGCCUCUUGUGCUUGCACUAAAUCCACUCUAAAGCAUUGGGUGAUCCUGAAGAACAGUGUCCAGGGGGGUGAGAGAUUGUUCAAUCAUUUCUGCUUGCCUAGCAGAACAGUCUCCUUAGCAUUACAUAGGAUUCCACCCAAUGGGUUGUAGUCAACAAACUUUUACUCAGAGUAGGCCCUCUGUAAUCAACAGCGAUUUUAAUUUCAGUGGAUCAACUCUGAAUCAGAAAUGACACACCUAUAUAAAGAGUAUAUUAUGCAAUCGGUUCAAGUGUUCACAUUAUGAAUCUAUGAAAUGGGUAACACAUUGAGGAUAAUGAGUUGCUCAAAUGAUAAUGCUUACUUCUUACAAGGUAUCACCUCAAAUGUCUGGUGCCAAUUAGAUGGAGAGAUUCAAUGCCACCUUUUUAGUCUGGUGUGUGCGUGGCUUAGUAUAAUGCUGCACUGUUCUGCAGUAGUGAUGCGCAGAUCAAACAAUAUCAAAGGUCUUUUUUUACUUUCAUGAACGCCUGCUUGGUUUUUAGCUUCCUUUUGGUAGUCAUUGAUUCCCCCGCCUGCCUGCUGCCUCAGACUGCAGGUGGAGGGUUGUGUAUAAAGUACUAUCCUCUGUAUAGGUUGAAAAAAAACCUCUAAUGGGAAGACUAGACUGCAGCCAAGUAUUGCUAUUUGCAAGCAGUCUUUUUGGUACACUUGAGUUUUUAAACAUGCAACAUCCCACCUGCAGCUGGGUGUGGCAAAGCCCCAUCAGAGUCUUGACCACAUGAUUAUUCUAAAUGGGUAGUUUGUCUCUUAAGAGCCGAUGCAUGGGGAAUUCAACACUGCAUGGUGUUAUGGUCCAGGCUGCCUCUUGUUUUGAAUGCUCUGCCCCAAAUGCUAUUCAGAACGCCUCAGGGAAGUUUCUAACAGUGCAUCUGGACUGGAAUGCAAAUGGACUGUGAUCAAAACGAAUGCUGGUGCCGUUGCAAGACUUGACUAACCGCAGAUGCCAUAAAGGCUACUAUGCUUCCUGCAGGGAUCGGCUGCAUGAUUGCGUUCCCAUGGAUAACUAUUGUGUAGCAAAUCAAAAAGACUUGAAGUCACUCCCCAUCAGCAGAACCCCAGCCUGCUUUCUGCAAGCACCAGCUGUGCAAUGGGACUUCAUGUGGGAAAUUUGGUCACGUAGCUGAUCCAGCAGGGUUUCCAAGUACCCCAUACCUAAUGCCAAAUAUGACAUUAGGUGUGAGGCUGGUGGGCAUGGUUUGGGGAAAGUGGCUCUGUGGGCCAGAUUUGGGCUGCAACAAUUGACUUGGCGGCAAACAAAUAAUUGCAUAACACUGGCUGCUGGUCUUUUGCCUGGCAUUACGGUAAGUGUUAUCAUCUCUAGGGAACAGAUAAUAGAAACAAGGAUACGUAUGGUGGUAGAUUCAAAACCAAGGAUAUUUGAUUCCCCCUCUCACCUUCUCAGUCAUCAGUCACCACCAAUUCCUGGGCUCUGAGCUGUCUCCCCCGGGGGUUCCCUUCCACCACCUCUCCUCUGCAUCCAGCCAGUCCAUGCCCUUGAGAUCCUGGCCCUUAUUAGCAGAAGGAGCCAAUGUGUACACAGAAGGCAUCACGAAAAGGGCAGCAUGUAAGAGCUGGGUGUUUUGCAGCAGCAUAUUCAUUUUAAAAGACCUCCCUGGAUGUUACUGCUUCAGCAUCAAUAUGAGCAGCAUUCCUCUCUGGCCUCUGUUAUGAAUGAGGUUUGCUUUCCUUUUGUUUGGCAUAUACUUAACUUCUGAGUCUGUCUGCAUUUGCUCUGUGACCCAGACCUUUCCCUGCUGAGCUUUUGGGAGGGAUUGCAAGCGGUAUUAUUAAAAGCUUCAUACUGAUAGUUCUUAACCUUAACCUACCCUUCUAUAGAAGGUGGAAACCAGGUUUCCUGCAGUUCCAGCACCUUUUACGAAACGUUUCCACCAUGAUUUACUGGGGCAGUUGCACGUUUGGCACCUAGAAACCAUGCAGUGCAGCCCCCUGCCCAAGAAAGUGGCCAUUUGCCUCCACUUCCUGGUCAGCUAUUACAAUCCAGGCUGCAGCAUGCCAUAAGCAGAGAUAGGCGACACCCAAGGCUGGCUCCAGGUUAGAACAGCCCCCUGGCAAAGUGGUACCCAGUGGUCUCUACAGAGAAGACUAAGCUGCUCUCAGUUGCAGCUGAGUCUGCCCACUUGAUUGUACCUGGUCUUCUUGUGGGCCCAACUCUGCUUUUGUUGUCACUUCAGGAGUGACAGUCUGGAUGCCCAGCUGCAGCGUAUGAUUGGGUCACAUGCAGCUUCCAACCUGCAACCUGAUUUGCACCCCAUUGCUCUUUAGUGGUGGUGCUUUGUUAGCAAUUAGGAGCAGCAAGAACCUUAGAAUUUGUCACCAUCCUGUGCAUAUGAUGUGCCUAUAAGGAGGGAGAUCAUGACAUCAUAGCAUGAUGGCAGCCACCUUGCACAUGCGAUGUGUGGAGGAAGGAACUAUUGCGGAAAGUGACCUAAGAAGAAGGAUGGCCGUGACCUUAUAAUAGAUGGGUAUCCAACAUGAUGCCACUCCCGAUGCUGCUGAACUACAACUCCCAUUAUCCCAUGCCAUUGAUGGGAGUUGUAGUCCAACAACAUCUGGAGAGGACCACAUUCUUUGGCAGAAUGUUGGAAGUUCUCUGCAGUGAUGCUCACAAAUUGAGUAGAGUCAUCUGUAACCACUGCUAAUGGUUUAAGUGAUCAAAAGCAGAUCAAUACAACUUUUAACCUAUGCACUCAUUCAGCUGUACAGAUGUAUCUGUUGAAAAUGUAGGGUGGGUGUAUCUGUCCAGGCUAUGGCAUCAGGUCUGUGCUUGCUUUGUCAUGCAUGCAGCACAUGUUACCACGCCUACUCUGUGCCGUUAACAAGCUGCCAGAAUUUGGGUGGCAGAAGAUACAACUGAAAACUCUUUGCAGGUUCAAUUUAUCAUAGAAGGGCCUGGAAUUUACAUUUAAAAAAGAUUUUAUACUAGUCAGAAACUGAGUUAGUAAGAGCAAUAAUGCCUCUGAUUGCUGCUAUCUUUAAUUUUUGGGGGUGCUGUGGGGUAGACAUACUGCUGUCCACUUCUGCCCACAUUAAAAUCUAGGAUUUCUUUAUUGAUUUCUGUGUUCAGCUCUCAGUUUUGUCCAGGGACAGUUAAAACUAUUAUCUCAGUGUGAACCAGGAAAUGAUCUACUCAGAAAAUAAGAUCGUUAUAUUUGCUCUUUUUAUAUCUCUGUGCCUCUUCCUUUGCUCUCUUUUGGUCAUUUCUCCUAGAGCAGGAAAAAGGGUAGAGUGAAAUUGAGCACAGGACAAUGGAGAAAGAGAGAGAGAGAAAACCUUCUACUCUGCUCCUUUCCUCUUCUGCACUCCUUGUCUUCUCUCCCUGCUAGCCUCUUCCACCAGCUGAUCAGCAGCAUUUAGAAUUCUCUUGGGCUGUUGAAACCAUGAUAUCUUCUUCACCAGCCAUUACCAGCCAGCCAGUUGCCUACUUUUCUUUUCCAAUGCUCAAUGUUCUUUGGCUUCUGAGCAUGCUUAAUCUGCAUUAAGCUCUUUUUUACCGGCCUCAUAAUUUAUUACAGAUCAGAAAUGACCUAAAAUAAAACCACACAAUGCACUAUAAUUUUAAAUAAACAGUAAAAUACAAAACAAGAUACAGUGGUACCUCAGGUUACAUAUGCUUCAGGUUACAUACGCUUCAGGUUACAGACUCCGCUAACCCAGAAAUAGUGCUUCAGAUUAAGAACUUUGCUUCAGGAAGAGAACAGAAAUUGUGUUCCAGUGGCGCGGCAGCAGCAGGAGGCUCCAUUAGCUAACAUGGUGCUUCAGGUUAAGAACAGUUUCAGGUUAAGUACGGACCUCCGGAAUGAAUUAAGUACUUAACCCGAGGUACCACUGUAUACCAGAAUGGUCAAUGGCUCAAGUGUACACAUGUACAAAAUAACAAAUGACCUAUAUACAUAAGAAGCUCAGUAUUGUCUACACUGACUGGCAGCAGUUAUUCAGAGUUUCAGAAAGGGAACAUUCCUAGGGGACUACCUGGAGAUGCCUAGGAUUGAACUUGGGACCUUCUGCAUGCAAAGCAGGUGCUCUACCACUGAGCCAUGGUGCUGGUUGGGGCUGAUGGGAGAUGUAGUCCAAAACACCUUUGAGGCUGGCAAAGGCUGCAUUAUGGCAGCAUCUUAUUUCAUUUGCAUGUGGGUUCUGUGUUGGCCGGUGCAUGGAAUGCCAGCCUUGGAGGCCUCUUUCCCCGUGUCAUUUUGCAAAGGUUAAAAAUUAAGAAAGGAAGGCUAAGAAGUUAACUGCUGAAGGACUACAUUAAGAAGAUUGUGAGUCUUAAGCCAUGAGUCCCUUCUCUGGCUGAGUUCUGUGCCCCCAAAUAGAACUGGAUUAGUUGGAGAAACAAGAAUGCAACUGAGAUGAAGAAGGGGAAGGGCCCUCACUGAACAAGGCUGGAAUAAAUACAGUUUUUCCAGGUCCCAGGCAUCAACACUGAACUUUUAAAGCAGCAGCAGCAGUCUAGGAGAAAGUCCUAUGCAAGGGUGGAAGAAUCGUUUAAAUCGGAGCUUUCCAAACUUUCCAUGUUGGUGACACACUUUUUAGACAUGCAUCAUUUUGCGACACAGUAAUUCAGUUUUACUAGCAAACCAGAGGUUAAACAAACCCCUUUCCAACCCUGGGAGGAGCGUGCAGAGCGUUCGUGCGACACACCUACACACUGCAGCCGACACACUGAUGUGUCGCGACACACAGUUCAGAAAGCUCUGGUUUAAAUAACCCAAAGUGAGAGCAUCAGGUUCGCGGUUGAUGACUCACCGGGCAGUUUUCUAGUCUGUAACUAAACAAGGGAAUCCAACUGCAGUUGGGAGGAAAACUGAUCAAAUGGUAAAUAUAACAUUAAAAGAUUGUGCGCAUGCUGUCCUUAAAUAGAAAAUGAUUUGGCAUGGAGGAAGAUAUAAGGGAUCAAAGAGUGUUGUGGGGUGUUUUUUUUAAAAAGAAGCCAAUUAAAGGAUCAAGGACCAAGAUCUGAAUGUGAGAGAUAAUUAUAGGUAGCAAAGGCAGGUUUAAAAUAGAACAGGUAGAUCGUGUCCUGGGGAACAAAGCGAUUACAAGACAAAUUGCCGGGAGAGAAAGCGAGAGGGCAAAAGGCAAUGGAAGUGUGAGAAAGUCUUAGGGGAAAAAGAAAGAGAUGAGAAAUGCAGGAAUGAAUCUUAACCAAUUAACAGUCACAGGAAAGGUUGCUUUGUUGGCUGUACAAAGAAUGGUGACAGUGAAAGAGGUGUAAAGCCUAAUGGUUGGUGACAGAGCCUUCUCUGUAAUGGCCCCCAAACUGUGGAACUUCUUCCAGAUGAAGGUGCACCAGGCACUGUUUCUUUUAAGUUUUAGGUGGUCAUUGAAGAGGCGGUUCUUUCUCAUUGGCCUUGGAAAGUUUGAACUAUUCUUGUUAGUGCCCCCUUAUAUACCAUCUGUUUUGUUGAAGUGCAUGUAUUAUGUGGUAUUUUGGGAGUGAAGUUCUUUAUAUUUGGGUUAUUGUAUGGUACUAUCUUUAGAUGUAACCCAUCCUUUGACCUUACAGGGAAGGAUGUGUAACUAAUUAUGUUGUUAUUAUUUUUAUGGUGCCAACUGUAAAAGGCCCCCCAAAACACACCAUCCUAAGGCACAUUGUGGGGUUGUUUUGUGUUGAUAAAUGGGCAACUGGUAUCUUGAUUUUAGGCAGCUAUUGAAGAUGUUUUCUUUAAGAAGUCUUUUCCUGAAGUGCAAUCCAAUCAUUUUAUGGAAUAUUAAUUGCACAUAUCUAGGAAUGAUUUUAUUGUUGGUUGAGUGUGUUUUUAUUGUUUUUUUAGAGCCUGUUUUUUAUUUUUUAAUAUUUUAACUCUCUUUAUCUUGUUCUACACCACUUUGAUAGCUUCUGACCACAAAACAAUUCAUAAAUAAAUAAGCAAAAUAAAUAAUAGAUAUAUUAAUAUAAAUAGGGAAAUGGGAAUUAUUUGAGGAGAAGAAUGUGCUUUGAAUUGCUUCAAAAGACGUAGUGUGUACCAGCCUUAGGCAGGGUAAUUUAGAACCCUUAACUGGAACUGAUGAACCAAAUAGCCCCUUCUUGCUGGAAUCAGUACAAAUUGGUAUGUGCACACUUCUUAAAAUAAAACUACCACACAGGAAAGUAUUUGCUUUAAUUACAUCAAAUUUCCUGUGUGCAUUUACAAGGUCAUGGGUUUUGUUUCUUAGUGAAGCAGGCUGCCAGCAUGUGGAAAUAAUUGCAUAAAGCAUAUUUUGUGUCAUUCCACCUUACCUCACUCUGAGCACAUUGUACUUGAGAUUCCUACAGAAAGUCAUAUUUGACAACAGAGUUAAUAAUAAAUUGGAAGGAAUGUUAAGUGGUUGAGGUAGAGAAUGGGUGGGGGUGGGGGUGGCUUUUGCUUGGUAAGAUCAGAAAUGAGCGGCAGCAACUAAGAUUCGUCACCAUCAAAGCAUUUGUAAAGAUUUGUAGAUUAUUGCAGACAAAAGCUUUUUUUUUUUUAAGGCAGCAGUUUGUUAAAUAUAACUAGGAGAUAACUGCCAUUAUACUCUUGCCAUCCACACCCCAGAAAUAGGAACGAUGUGAGGUUUAAAGAGCUUGCACACAUCAUAAGUUUUUGAGGUCCACAGAAUGUAUAUAACCUUUUGCCUGCGCUGCUCACUUUUUAAAACCAGCUAAUGGCUCGUGUCUGCUAUGGGUAAAAUAUUAACUUUACAUGACCAAAUUACAGUGGUACCUCUGGUUAUGAACUUAAUUCGUUCUGGAGGUCUGUUCUUAACCUGAAACUGUUCUUAACCUGAGGUACCACUUUAGCUAAUGGGGCCUCCUGUUGCCGCCGCGGGAUUUCUGUUCUCAUCCCGAGGUAAAGUUAUUAACCCGAGGUACUACUUCUGAGUUAGCGGAGUCUGUAACCCGAAGUGUUUGUAACCCGAGGUACCACUGUAGAGGGUUGGGAAUGUGCGCAAAAUGAUUCUGCAUUGCUUCUCCUUGCCUGUCCAGCUCGCUGUGCAGUCUGCAUUUACUGUGCCACCAGACAGCUGCUGAUCAUACGGUGAAUAGUAAAUAUGAUUUUUGCUCUGUAUACUGGGUGUGUGAUGAAGCACUUGCAGGUCCAGUUCACACAUAAAGCUAAGUGAAACCACAGCUACCUGUGGGCAAUGAGUUUGUGGGUACUAACAGGCCACAUUCGCACUGCACACUUAAAGCACUUUGAUACCAUUUUGAAUAUUCUGGGUGCUGAGAGUUGUUAGGAGGAGCCCCAUUCCGCUCAAAGAGUUGCAAUUUUCAGAAUGGUUUAACAGUCAAUCCCACUUCACAGGCAACCCUGGGAACUGUGGCUAGCUACUUAUUUCUUUACUUAAAUCUAUCACACACAUACAAAUGGAAAUGGCAAUAAAAGCAUAUACAAAUUGUUCAAAUAUUUUAAUCUUAUGAACUGUCCAUUUUUUAAAGAAAAUAUCAUGACAGUGUACAAAAAGAGAAAAAAGGAAACAACAUAUAUAGAAUAUAAUUUUAAAAACAACAGUAUUUUUGUUGUUCUAUUUUUAAUUUUAUGUAAUCGUUGCAUGCCAUGUUCUCUAAUGUAAACAAAUUUAUAUCUCAAUGCAGCGAUGUUAAACUGCACUAAAAGAUGAAAAUAAAUAAAAAACUGCUUUACCAAAAAAAGGGGGGGAAAGAAUACUGUAUAGGUAAAACCAACAGGUGCAACAAAACAAGGUUUUGCAGCCUUUUAGAAAAUACAGCAGUGCUGGAGCCUUCCGUUGUUGUUCUGGUGUCAUCUGAACUGGAGAUCAGAUAAAAGGGUUAUUCUAGCAAGGUGCAAAUGGGUCAUUUGUAUUCACUUAAUAAAGGUAAUGGGGAAUUAAUCUGUGCAGUGGAGGUAAGGAACUUGUGGCCUUCCAGAUGUUGUUGGACUCCAACUCCCACCAACCCCAGCCAGCAUGGCCACUGGUCAGAGGUGAUGAGAGAGUCCAACAACAUCUGGAGGGUGACACGGUCCUCAUCCCUGCUCUAAUACAAAAUCACAGAUGAGCACAUCCUGAGAAACCCUAGAUUACAAGCAUUUUUUUCAGGAUGUGUUAGUUUGGGAUCUUAAUACAACCUGUGCUUUUACAAGACUAUUUUACUCCAAUAAAUGGUGUGAGGAGGCAGAAGAAGUCACGUUUGGCAAAUCUUGUGUCUCAGAAAAGGUUGUGUGAACUGGUUGAGGGAGUUUCGGAUAAGUUUUGAUAAAACAGUUCUACUGUAAUAAAAUGAUUAAACAAAGCAAACAGAGAUAAGUAAUGAAAAAUGCAGUGAAUUAGACUAAGUAAAAUGUUCAUGAUGACAGAAUGUCUACACUUGGCAGUAGGAGCCUCUGGUUGGAUCCACAGCAAUUAUAAUACACACUCCCUCCAACAUGAAAUUGUUGGAUGGGAACACAGGGGUUUUGUUUGGGGUGGGGUCUUUUUGGCGAGUGGGUGGCCUUAGGCAAGCCAGCCUAAGGAAGAUGCAUUAGUUCAGCUGAAGUGAACUAUGACAGCUGGGGAAAAAAUAGCAUGAGUAAAUUCACUCAGUCUACAGAUGGGGAAACAUUUUGACCAGGGAUUGGAACACUCUGGCCUACAAACCUGGUGAGACCCAGCUGGUCUCCCCCAUUUGGCCAACAAGAUAAGCCGCUAGCUACCCUAUCUCCACAAUCCUUUCAGCUAGAAGACAUAUUGGAAAGAAAGGCAAAAACAUGCUAUUAGCGCAAAAUAAAACAUCCACACUGUGCCCCUUUCUUGCUGCUAAAUCUGUACUAUGGUAGUUCACACUGUGUGGAAUGGGUAUUAUAACCCCAGAAUCCAGCAGCAAUCUAGAUACAGUCAGAGACUGCAGAGGCCCUAGCUAAUAAGGACCAAGUCAGGGCUGUGAACCAACUGUUGGUGAUCAAGAGACCACUGUGACUCAGGUUGUUUAGACAAGAACCCCCCCCCCAAAAAAAAACCUCUCAUACUACCAGGGCCCAUAGGGACAUAGCCAGAAGCAUCACAGAACCUUCCCUGAGCCUGAGGAACCAAAUGCCUUCUGUCUUACCAGUUCAGUAGUGCAAGGCACACAUCUGGCAGGAUACUAUGGAACAUAGGAAAAUACCCAUCCUCAGGCCAGAGGCUUGGCCUUUUAAGAACCUGAAGUUCUCCAAAAUGGGAUGGAGCAACGGAGAGAUAGUCUGGAGGCAGAGGCUUAAAAGGCCUCAGUCUGCGUGCAACAUCUUUUGGAGCAAGUUGCUCACUUGGAGCUCUCCGUGGUUCUGAAACUUCUAACCUGCCUUCUCUGGAAGGAUCUUCUAUCAGACCAGAACACAAUGAAAGAGAAAGCUCUGCUGCCCACCACCCACUCGUCCACACACAUCUGACUUCUUAGGAUGGAUUCAAAUGACUAGGAGUCACAAUGUAUAGUACCUGUAACUGUCUGGUUGUCUGGCAAAAAUAUGGAAUCUGUAGCCCACCAGAUGCUGUUAGACUCAAAGUCCCAGCCAGCAUUUCUAUUGGUCAGGGAUGAUAGGAGUUGUAGUUCAACAAUACAUGGAAGGCCAUAGGUUCCCCCUCCCUGCUAUGUGGUUAAUUCUGAAGUUACCAUGUAUUUGCUUGUGCUUUAAGAUAUAGUUAUGUCCAUGAAUUUCAGUGGGUAUAUCUUGAGUAAGACUAGCAUUGGCUACAACCCCAAGUCUCUAGAUUUCACCUAACUCAGCUUCCAACAACUAUACAAAGCAUUAUGUGAAACUUUUUUGCAACCAUUUGACCAUUGCAGGCAGGUGUCUGGAUCGUAAGUUUCAUUGUUUUCAUGUGAUGCUAUAUCCCCCCCCCCUUUCUUUUGUUGACAAGUUUGGCAGGUGGAAGGAGGAAAAAACAAGUCAGCUUAGAAGCUGAGAUGUUUUCUCUGGAGACGGUUUCCCCUUAGGCUAUAUUCUGGAUAGGAAACAAAGACAUUAAAUUGAAGUUGCUUGGGCCUUAACACCAAAGAAAAGAACGUGACCUUUGGAGUAUCUCAUCUAUAUUACCUUUCAUAAGAAAAAGCUUUCCUGGAAAAGGUAAUUGGUUUACAUCCUGAAAUUACAGAACUGCAGUUCCUUUGUGAAAUUUCUAAUAGCAAAGCCAAGCACCACAAGAUGGCACAGUGAAGCUAGUAUGGCUGCCCUGGUUGUAUACUUUUAGUUGACAGAAACCUACAUUAUGCUUAAGUUGCAGAAAGACAGACAGAUCCCGAGCCAGAACACUAACACCACUAUAAAACUGGUACCUGUUGGUGCCCAGGCCAGAAUGCCUGCAAAAUUUCAUGUUCUUUAUAGAUGUCUGGCUGACAUCCUCUUUGAGUAUAUACAGUAUAUGAAAGUUAAGAGUGCACAUCCCCUGCUGACUAGGGCCCUGGCACAUUGCGUACCCACUGCCCACCUGCUUCUGUGUAUCCUCUUUCCAAAUAAGAUAUUGAAGGCUCUUCCCUGAGCCUAAUUCUCAUGAUAGACCUCUGCUGUGCAUUGGAAGGUCCUAGGUUUGCAGGUCAUGUCUCUGUUUUUGAUCUUAUUGGCACAAAAUUUUCAGGUGCUCUUCCCCUGCCCCAUUCAUUCAUUCAAAUCAGCAUUUGUUCUUUGUUUCAAAUGGACACAUGGUGGAACUGUUUGUUUAAGCAUUAAUCUACUGUUACAAUUGAUGCUUAAAACGAAUAGGUCUCCUCUGGGCUGAUGAGAAUUCGUUACCCAUCUAUUCAGUUUUGAUCUGUUUGGCCCGCUGGAAUGUCACAAUAGUAAUGCAAUUGGAAUGAAACCAAAUAUCAGAACUCCUGCCCUGUUUUUAUUGACGUUGCUUUAGGCAAAGAUUAAUGAGUAGUGAUUUGAUGGGCUUACAUUUUCUUCCUUUGGGUUUUUUUCCACCAUUAAUAGCUGAGUGAUUCAUGACUAUUAACCCAGGAUUAGGUUUAGGGCUGCUGUUGCAUGAGUUGUUAUGGUCCUUGUACUGAGAGAGGGGGAAAUACCACAACUCUAGCCUACUGGGUCCUUGAGUUUCCAAGCAGUCAUGGAAUUGUUGACAAACUUCCUUAAGGCAUUUGUAUACGUUGCAUAAAUAGGUGUUACACUUACCAUGGGAUGACCUGUGGCAGACUAGCUUUUUAAUGGAAGAGCAGAAAGACCAUGGAAAGGACCAGCUGAUGGAUUGUAUUUGACUUGUGGGAGCCGCUAUGUCAAGGACGAACAAUGUUCUUUGAGAAUCCACUUCUUUGAGCCAGGAUUGCUCUCAUGCAUUAUGCAGCAGUACCGUUAUGAGAACAACAAAUGUAUUGCAUUAUGUUAACAUCCUUCACAGAGUAUUCUCAAUAACUGAAUGGAAGCACACACAACAGUGCUGCGGUGAACUUAGGCUUAGUGGGGACUACAGCUGUUCCUCGUUUGAGGAAGGAUGCUGGGAUGUAUCUUCACGUUUUAGAGCAGGCAAGGCUCUUGGCUCUCUGGAUUUGGCUGGCACCGUUGAAACUGCCCUUUAAGGAUGCUACCAUGCGUAUGGCAGGUAGCCAUUUCGAAAAGUGGGAGCAGUAGAGCAAGAAAGGGGCGGUCAUAUCGAGAGAACAGUGAUGGUGGCAACAGUGGUGCCAGAAGUGGGAAACUGUAUGAGAGGAACAGGUAGUUCUAAAUCUCGCAAUCUCAUUGGGAGUAGCAUUAGUGGAUGGGCCCUGAAACUCAGACUGGCUAAAAUGGUGAAUUUGAAGCUGCAUACAUAGCUCCAUAUUUAAAAUUCAUGAUACUGUAUUUGAUCUUAUCCCUGCAUUAUUAUUCUCCCACUCACCUGCUGGGCUAAUAGCAGCUUUAUGGGUGGUAAUCUAUGAUUUUAAGUGGGAACAAAUUGGCAGGGGGAAGGGAGUUAACGGUCUUCUCUGCCGGGGCUGCUGCUCCAAUAAAAUUUGGAACCCUUCUAAUCUGUUUCAAAGUGUUGCAUUUCCUUGGGAGAAUCAAUCAUGGAUCACCCUUGUUGUAUAAUAAUAAUAAUAAUAAUAAUAAUAAUAAUUUAUUUAUACCCUGCCCAUCUGACUGGGCUUCCCCAGCCACUCUGGGCGGCUUCCAACAAAAUAUUAAAAUACAGUAAUGCAUCAAACAUUAAAAGCUUCCCUAAACUGGGCUGCCUUCAAAUGUCUUCUAAAAGUCUGGCAGUUGUUGUUCUCUUUGACAUCUGGUGGGAAAGCGUUCCACAGGGCGGGUGCCACUACCGAGAAGGCCCUCUGCCUGGUUCCUUGUAACUUGGUUUCUCGCAGUGAGGGAACCGCCAGAAGGCCCUUGGUGCUGGACCUCAGUGUCCAGGUAGAAUGAUGGGGGUGGAGAUGCUCCUUCAGAUAUACUGGACCGAGGCUGUUUAGGGCUUUAAAGGUCAGCACCAACACUUUGAAUUGUGCUCGGAAAUGUACUGGGAGCCAAUGUAGGUCUUUCAAGACAGGUGUUAUGUGGUCUCGGCGGUCGCUCCCAGUCACCAGUCUAGCUGCCACAUUCUGGAUUAGGCUGUAUCUUAUUCUUUGGCGAUCACUCAUAGCCGAGUAAGAUUGUCUUCCAUAAACACGGUUUUAACAAUGAGUCCGUAAUAGGCUGUACACAAACCAUAUGUUCAAAGCACAUUUGAAACAUGUUAAAAGCACCUCUUCAAGAAUACUGGGAACUGUAGUUUGCCUUUCACAGGGCUACAAUUCCCAAUGCUCUUUUAAAAAACUACAGUUCCCAGGGUUCCUUUGGGGAAGUCAUGUGCUUUAAUUGUACUGUAAACAUAUGGUGUGUACACAGCUAUAGUGUACUUCCUAGAAUUUGUUAAAUGUGUAAUCCAAGACACCUUUGAUUGUUAAAAAACACACUUGAAAAAUGGAAAUUUGUCCGUGUCUCCAGAAUAGAGGAGGACUCAAAAUGCAUCUCAGUUGGUGAACAGUGCAAUCUCUUGCAUGUGCACUCAGAUGUAAGCACCUUUGAGGUCAGUGGAAAUUUGUCCCAUGCAGUGCUUUUUUUGUCUGCGGACACAGGGGUACACAUACCCCUAAACAUUUUGUGAAUCUAAGUUUGGCCUCAUUGAGGGGCAGUAUUUCAAUAUGAGUAGGAAAAUGAGAGUACUCCUAAACAUUUUUUUUCCAGAAAAAAUGCACUGCUCCUAUGAAUGUACAUAGGGUUGCAGCCAGAGGUACGUUCAUGUCUGCAGAUGGGACAUUUUUACACCCAACUGACAAAACAUGGGCUGUUAUAAUUAUCUUGGAAUAGAAGGUGCCGUAGACUUAUUUGGAGCAGAAUUUUGGGGUGUGGGAGUUCAUUGCUUCUCUAGACUUCAGUUGGGAAGGAUGGGCUGUUCUAGAAGCAUCCAGAAAUGCAGAUAUAUGCUGACAAAAAUGAGCUUCAUUUACGUGUGUGUGUAAAAAUCCAUUCCCAUCUCUAAAUCAAACACAGAGCAGUUGGUAACAUCUAUUCUGCAGCUGUCCACAGGGAUCAUUUUAAUCAGCCUUGAGCCCCUCUAAAGCCACAGAAAUCUUUGGAGGAGGGCGGCUGAUUUUGUCAUCCUGCUGUGCAAAAAGCAGACCAAACAGUAUGCCUCUGAUAUUCCUCUGCUGGAAGAGAUUCAUGCCUGUAGGUAAAUGUGCCUUUCGGCGGUUGCUUUUUCCUGUGCUUUUAAUGAAGUUAUGAAUGGAAGUUUGAAGCUUUAAGAGUAGGGAGGCCAGUACGUGUGGGUAGAGAUAAUCUUCAAUCUUGCAUUUUGAAGUGGUGUUUCAUAGAUGUCAAAGCUGUUCUGAGGACAAGUGCCAGAGUUCCAUAUUUCAGAAGGGAUGAGGCCUUCACUUGCUGGCAAAAAUAUAUUUCAGCUGCCUGGAAGACGAGAUUAAUGAUAGCUCUGUGCAGCCUUUACAUCUGCAUCCUAACUCCUUUUUUAAAUACAGAAAUCAGAGAUUUGGAAAGUUGAAAACGAUUGCCAGUUUGAUUUCAAGCCCAGUUUAAGGUCCCGGCUUUAAACCCUGAAUGACUCGGAUUAUGAGCCUUGGGACCUUAAGGAACACUUUCCUUGCACGCUGCAUUCAUUGAGGUCCUGCUCUGGAUUCUUCAGCUGUCUGAUGCCUGGCAUGUGUCAGCUGUUAGAGGUGCUGGGAUGUAACUCGGCUUGCACCAGAGGCUGAUGCAUCUGCAUGGGAAAGAGCAGAUAGAAAGAAGAACCUCCAAGCUUCCUAGAGAGUAUCCUUUAACCCGUGCUGAUCUUCUGUCAGGCUAGACCAAUGCUCUUAUGGUUGCUGACCUCAUUUCCUACUUCCUCCUCCUUCACCCUCAUCUUGGGAGAGGAGAUGGAAGAGCCAGCAUGGCUCGUUGCAUUUCCCACCUUGGUUAGGUCACAUCUACACCAUACAUCUAAAGCAGUCUUUAAACCACUUCAACAGCCAUGGCUUCCCCCAAAGAAUCAUGGGAAUAGUUGUUAAGGAUGCUGCCAGAAGUGGUUAGGAGAAGCCCUCACAGUGCUACAAUUCCUAGCAAGUUCCCUGGAUUCUUUUGGGAAAGCAAUGAUUGUUAAAGUGGUAGAAGAAUGCUUCAAAUGUCUGGUAUGGAUGUGAGUUAGAACUAGGAUAUUUCCUCUCAAGCACGCGUUUCCUGCAAUGAACGUAGCUUUCCUAUUUUCCUAAACACAGAAGUCACGGCAUUAUUUUAUCCGGGGUAAAGUGUCCUCUUCCAACUGUGAUUCAGUGUUCGCCUUAACUUCUGUUGAUGCAUAUAAUUUCCACAUGCCACCGUUAACAAGGAGGUAAUGAGCAAAGAAGGGAUACGGGUGGCGCUGUGGGUUAAACCAAAGACUUGCCAAUCAGAAGGUCGGCGGUUCGAAUCCCCAUGAUGGGGUGAACUCCCGUUGCUCGGUCCCUGCUCCUGCCAACCUAACAGUUCGAAAGCACGUCAAAGUGCAAGUAGAUAAAUAGGUACCGCUCUGGCGGGAAGGUAAACGGCAUUUCCAUGCGUUGCUCUGGUUAGUCAUGCUGGCCACAUGACCCGGAAGCUGUACGCCGGCUCCCUCGGCCAAUAAAGCGAGAUGAGCACCGCAACCCCAGAGUCAGCCAUGACUGGACCUAGUGGUCAGGGGUCCCUUUACCUUUAAUGAGCAAGGAGUUAAUGAACAAGGAGUUUGGUGUUGGUCCCCACCCUGUGCAAUGCCCUCUCCAUUGAUUUGUUGACUUACAUUUUGUGCAACCUUGUUCUCUCAGCCGGACAACAUCAUCAGAAGUCAGCAGGGCUUUACAGUGGUACCUCGGGUUACAUACGCUUCAGGUUACAUUCGCUUCAGGUUACAGACUCCGCUAACCCAGAAAUAGUGCUUCAGGUUAAGAACUUUGCUUCAGGAUGAGAACAGAAAUCGUGCUCCGGCGGCGCGGCAGCAGCAGGAGGCCCCAUUAGCUAAAGUGGUGCUUCAGGUUAAGAACAGUUUCAGGUUAAGUACAGACCUCCGGAACAAAUUAAGUACUUAACCCGAGGUACCACUGUACUUACAAAGCAGAAGCCAGACAUACUCUGCUGUUAACCACAGGAGUGGAAAGGGCUCUUGUGCUCAGGUUGUGCUUGCAGGUUUCCCACGGGCCUCUUCUGCUUGACUUCUGCGAGAACAGGACUAGAUGGGCUAUUGGCGUGAUCCUGGAGGCUCUUCUUAUGUUUUUUUAGCCUGUUCACCAAGUCCAUGGCUAAAAGCAGUAUGACACACAGAAUGUUUGGGUGCCAGUUGAAGGAGAAAGAGGAGGCGAACAAGAGAAGGACAGAUAAGUUGCUCAAGUCUAGGGCAGGCCUUAUCAUAAGGCAGAGUGAGGCGAUGUCCUCACGCAGCCGAUGUGGGGGAAGGGGUGGCGGCGGUGGCAGCCCCACAGCCAACACCCCCCUCCCCGACCAGCUGUUCCUCUCUGUUGGAGGUCAGAGCUCUGUGUGCCUCAUAGCUCUCCGUGCAGGUCCUAAAAUAGCCUGCAUCCCUCAGAUGUGGUACAGGAGGUUGUUUUUUUCCAGCCUCAGGCCUCCUCCAUAUGUUGCUGCAGCACAAGGUCCAUCAUCCCUGAACAUUGACUAAGCUGGCUGGGAGUGAUGGAAGUUGUAGUCCAACAACAUCUGAGGACCCGUGGUGGACUCUGCCCCAUUGCCAGUGUUGAACUGGCAGCCCAGCUGCUUCUGUACAUAGAACGGGGGUGCGGAGGGGCACGGCCUUGUCCUUUUCGGUAGGCAGCCAGCUCUCUUGAGCUUGCCCUGUGCAUGCGCUAGACCAGGGGUCAGCAAACUUUUUCAGCAGGGGGCCGGUCCUACUUGUGGGGGGCUGGAUGGUAUUUUGAAAAAUAAUAAUGAAUUAAUUCCUAUGCCCCACAAAUAGCCCAGAGAUGCAUUUUAAAUAAAAGGACACAUUCUACUCAUCUAAAAACACUCUGAUUCCCGGACUGUCCACGGGCCGGAUUUAGAAGGCGACUGGGCCGGAUCUGGUCCCCAGGCCUUAGUUUGCCUACCCAUGCACUAGACAGCUUAUGAUAAGGAUUCUGGAAGGGGAUUUCUUUUUUUUAUUAUUUCACUUUAAUACAUCACAAAAAAGAGAAAUACAAAAAUAAACAAAUAUCCAUCACCUCCUGACAACUAAAAAAGAAACAACAACACAUUGAAUAGUGUUCACAAUACUUUUAACAUAAAAAUGGUCUUUUUUCUAUAAACCUGACCUCUCGUCUACUUCUUCUAUUUCUCAUCAAUUGUUCACUGCCAUAUCAUAACAUGUUUUGGUACUAAUAUUAUUUAUUCUAUCAUGGGUUUUCCAUCAAACUUAAAACUCCUACUGAAGUGAUUGAAAUGCUGCUACAGACUUUAAACUGUCAUUACUAUUUUUCAAAUAAAUUUUAAAGACUUCCCAUUUUGUGAUAAAUACUUCCUUUGAUUUAUUUUUUAUUCUUUCUGAUAGAUUAUCUAAUUCCGCAUAUUCAAUCAUUCAAAAAAAUGAUUGGGGGGGAAAAAGGAAGCAGGAUUUUGAUUUGCCCAGUGCCUUCUAUCCAGAACUGCCACCCUUUCAUGUAUAUUUCAUAAAAUACUGAGAUGUAGCACUUGCAACUCUGUAUGGCUACACAAUACAGCAGGGAAAGGGCUGUGGUAGGGAGGGAACAAAGGUGUAUUUUGGUACUACUUUACUCCUGAAACUUCCUCUAGUGUAAGAGACCUGAACAGCAAGUCAAGGCUGCAGUUGCAGACUAGGGCGUGGGAACAUUUUGUUGCUCCAGGUCCCACAUCUCUCCUUCUGUUUACAUUUCUCUUUGCCCUUAUGCUUAGGGAAAGAUGUGAACGCAAAUCAGCUGUUUUAAUUUCCUGCAAAAGCUGAAGGUUCCUGAAGAGGAAACAGCCUAAAAACUGCUUAUAUAUGUAUUUUAGCUGAAAGCUACGCAAGGCUGUUUUCACUCACUUAGUUAAGAAAGGUUCUUUCUCAAUGCUCAGAGGCUAUCUCUUCUUCUAAUCUCCAUGGCAGUCAAAACAAAAUCCAGCCUGGGAUUUAGCAAACUCUGGCUCGUAUUAAAAGCAAGGAAAGAAAGAGGAGAUAUGAUCGCCUGGGAAGUUUGCACUGUUGUGUUGCCACCCUCUGGACCUGUCAUAAAGGAGGCACACGAAGAAGGGCCUCAGAUGAUGAGGUGGACUCAUAUGUCCCCUGGUACUUUGAACAUCCAGGUGAAGAAGAGGAUGGGAGCCCUGCAGCUUCAAUAUUUGUUCAUCUACCUGAUAAGCCACACCUCCUGAAAUUCCCUAUUCCGUACAAGUAUUAAAGGUGCAGGAACCCCAUCCUCAUUUCCUUCUGGCCACCCUACACUUAUUCCCCCUUUUAAUUUCACCAACCCAGAAAAGCUGUGCCUUUAACUUCAUUCCUCCCCCCCCCCCCGAGAUUAAAGACAACCCCCCAAAUCAAAUGCACAUAUGUUGGUAUGCAGGCGUAUAAAAUAUCUUUAUGGGCUAGUAAAGUUUGUGCACUUAUUUGCUAGCCCAAAGGAGCCUAUGCUAUUAGAAUAACAUAUUAUUUUCAAUGUAUUUAACCUCUGUUUUUAUUUGGGUGUUGCCCAAAUAAUUUAUGGUUAAACUAGGCUUCCACUUUGGCCAUUCUUAACAAACUUGCCCUUUGCGUUUAUUCUCCUCCACCCCCAAUGAAUGCACUUACAUGCAUCUGUCGUGUACAUUUCUUAUUGUUUUGGCUGAGUGAUGCAUGCAUAAUUCUUUUAAUCAGUCCCAGCAGCUGCUUAAUUUCUUUUGUGUGCCAUUUUAAUCCGCUCCACUUUCUUUUUUAUCUUGCUUGUUUGUUGUGUGUUCUGGUGAGGACAUGCUACUCUGUGUUUGAUUUCAGUAGAGCCAUGACAUUUAUUCCCUGCUACUCAUAUCCUUUAAAUCAAAAUUACAUUGCCAGCUCUGACGGGGAGGGCAUUGCAGUAUGCAUCUAAUAAUGCUAUUAUCCUUCAGCUGCAAUUGCGGUUGCUAAUUGCCAAGCAUCUGCUUCACGUUAAACUCUGAGGUUGCCUUUAAUUUUCCUCAAUCGUAUUAGCAAAGCCCCACACAGCAAACAAAUUGCUGCAGAUAUACCCGUUUUACAUCAGUGUUUUCCGCAGCAAACAAGCCCAAGUGUGGAAGUAAUAUCUGCCUGCAAUAAGUCUUGAAACACACAUGUACAUAACAUGGAAAAUAUGAUUGCACCAGGGUUUUUCAAGGCAUGCACAGUGUUAAACCCAUGUUGCUACUCAUGCUUAGGUAUGGAUGCUAAAGUACACAGUGCAUCUGACCAACGCGUGCUUUUAAGGAUCUUGACUCUUGAGUGAUGGUACGCCACAGGAAGAUUAACCUACCUCACAGGGUUGUUGAGGGUAUUAAACAAAGCAGUUGUGAGGACUGAAGAUGCCUGUCUCCCCAGCGUGCCCUAAGGCCCCCCCCCCAGGUCCUUCCUAAGCAACUUUGGCUGUUGCUUCACCCUCUUAAUUUCUCUGCAUGUUCUGGGAGACCAGGAGAGAUGGGGACUGGUUGCAGCAGGAGGGGGAGACUCCCUGGAUUCUUCAGCAGCCUGACUCAUCUCUGUCUCCUGUUCCCUCUCCUCUUCUGCCUCUGGUUCUGGACUGCUCUCUGCCACAGACUCUCCCUGCUCACUAAACCCUGUUGCCUCUUCAUCUUCUGACACCACCUCCUCCUAGUCCUCUCUCUCUGAUCACUCAUAAUGUUCCCACCACCAACCCCUGGCUCUGAGCCUCCUUCCCCUGGGGGUUGCCUUGGGCGUUCCCCAGCUGGUGCCUCCCACCACUCCUCUGCAUGCAGCCCGUUCAUGGCAUAAAGUAAAUAAAUAAAAGUACUUUCUGAUGAACUGCAGGAGAACCAAAUCAUUUAUCUGCUUCCCUUUUCCAACAUCUUAACUUGCUUUGCUGUUUCUUUUGUACCCCAGGGAUGAGGAACCUCACCCCAUUCACCAGCCCUGCUUUGCACCCUCCUCAAAGGUUUUUAACUGGCUGGAAAGUAUCCUGGCAUUCUGAUAAUGCUGCUUGCUUGCCUGGAUGGAAGGUAGAGAAGGACGUGUGAGUGUAAAUAAACCAGUUUGCCGUACAAAAGAUACAAUGCACAUUUGUUGGUCCGCCCACAUUGGCCUCUGGCUCCGCCCACUAUGGGCAUGUGGCCCCUGGAAGGUUGCCAAGAAGAGAAUGUGGCCCUCGGGAUGGAACAACAACAAGGACUUUAUUUGCGUAGCCAACAGGCCAUAGCAUCAAAGGACAAACACCGACAAAAAUACAUUACAAAUAUAGUUACCGUAUAAUCUUAUGGCCUACUAAAACCCUAGGUAAAAGCUGGAUUAUCAUUCAUCAAUGACCCUCUGUCCCAUGGGCGGCGGCCUUUUCUCUGGUAGGUUGUUCCAGGUCGGUUAAGUAAAUAGACCAGCCAAAUUGAAAGAAUAUAAAUAUAAAUGGUCAGGACAGGGAGAAAGAUAAUAAUAACCAGAUGCAGAUAAAUUAAUAAUCUCAGUACUUAAAACUUGGCAGAGAUAAUAAAAUACUAAUAAUAAAACAUAAUGAUAAUAGUGAUAAGAUCCUAAGCGAGAAAUCCGGGUGACGACACUGAUGUCAUUCAGAUGGCAGCUCUCAGUCUCAUUGCUUUCUCGAUAAAUUUAGCAACCUUCUCCGUUGUCGAGCUGUUCUGGUCGGCUAGGAGUGAGAACAAUUUGGCUUCACAAGAGCGGCCCGGGAUGGCAGAUAGGAGUGGCGUGAUGGUCUCAUCCCUGAGAUCUUUAUAUAGGGAACAAGACAGGAGAACGUGUGACACAGUCUCUACGUAGCCAGCUCCACAGGGGCAGAGCCGGUUCCCCAGCCCUCUUGUAGCCCCGCUUGCACGACAUUAAAGGGACUUAACAUGAGUGCAAGGACAAACUGUUCUGGCAGUUUGGACUAUGACUAUCUUUGCUUUUUAUCUUCUUCGCUGAGGUGGUUAGAGAGCUGGAUCAGGACCUGCAAAACCAGGGCACAAAUCCCUACUUGGCCAUGCAGCUCACUGGGUGACCUUGGGCCAGUCACUGCCUCUCAGCCUAACCUAGCCCACAGGGUUGUGGGAUUAAAUGAGAAGCGGGAGAAUCAAGUGCACCAACUUGAGCUCCCUGGAUAAAAAGGUGGGGUAGAAAUGCAAUAAAGGAAUAAUUUCAUUGAAGCCAAAAUAUUAUCCUCAUGGUCUUCCCUAUUAAGCAGCUGGUUCAGACUUUACUGCCGUCCACCGUUCUACCCAGAACAUCUUCCCAUAACAGCAGAAGCAGUAGCAUCUGAAAACCUUUUGACAUCUGGGUCAGUGGAGAGUGGUAGCGCUGCCAGCAGCCAGCCCUGCAGGAAAGUGCAGAGCUGGCAUGCAGCGCCACUGUGCAUUUGUGCAGAGGCACACAGCAAAAAAACUUCUUCAGUGUUCAAUAUGGAGUUGGGAAGAGCCUUUUAAGUGGCGGGUGAUAAUGUUGGCCCAAAGGCACUUGGGAUCGUGGAGUCAGUGCAGAGAUGUGGGUAGUGUGUUCGGUUUGAACGAGGGAAACUUAAAAGUUUAAAAGCCUCUCUCAGCUACCAAGUUCCUUUGGUGUCCUGCAACAGCUUGGCCAGUCCCUGUCUCAUGGGUUUGUUCUGAAAGCAAAUGAGCUGCUUGCGAUCUUAGGUUCUGAGCUGCUGGAAAUGAGGAUGCUCACACAAGUACAGUGAUACCUCGGGUUACAGACGCUUCAGGUUACAAAACUCUGCUAACCCAGAAAUAGUGCUUCAGGUUAAGAACUUUGCUUUAGGAUGAGAACAGAAAUCAUGCAGCGGCGGCAGCGGGAGGCCCCAUUAGCUAAAGUGGUGCUUCAGGUUAAGAACAGUUUCAGGUUAAGAACGGAUCAUCGGAAUGAAUUAAGUACUUAACCCGAGGCACCACUGUAUGUCGAACUUAUUCUUGCGGCAGAGGAUGUGCCUUGAACACCAGGGAUGGGGAACCUGUCCCUGGUGUACGCUAUGCUGUGGGACUCCUCCAUCCCCAGGUCUGCGAUGAUGGGAGUUGGAGUGCAGCAAGCACCUGUGGCCCUCCAUCCCCCUUGCAUACCAAGACGUGCAAUAAAAACCAUGUAUUCUAAUAGAGCUGCUGCCUAUUUGAUUUUUGUUUUAAACUUUGUAAUUUUGUUUAACUUGUUUUCAAUUAACUGGUUUUUUUAAAAAAAAAUACAAACAUUUUAAAUUUUUGUAACCCGCCCUGGGACAUUAGGGUGAAGGACAAUAAUAAUACUGUAAUAAUGAUGAUGGAAUAUGACACCUUUCCGUCAGCCUUGGUGCCUUUAAUAGCACACCAGAUGUAGAAAUUUGACAGAUGUAGACUUCUCCUUUACAAUAUCUGUGUCAUGGCGGAAAUGGCAUCUGUCAAAUUUCUGGCAUCACACAGCUGUUAAAAUCCACUGGAAAUAAUGGGCAAGAUCUAGCCAAAGUGAGCCAUAUUGGAGUCCCACCGAUUUAAACAAGUCCGUGACUCUCUCACUGAGAUUUUUACGACUCUCAAAUAACUUUCUUUGGCUAGAAUCAUUCUCUGUUUAUUUCUUUAUUUGCUGAUUUUUCUCCUUAAUGAUCUGCAAGUGGUAACAAUGAAAUGCCCAAAAAGAAGAGUAAAGAUAAAAAUCACAUCAUGAACAAAAUUAACACCAAACUCCAAGACAAGUUUAAAAACUGCAUUGCUCAUGAUAAAAAUAUAGCUGCACACCAGAACUCUUAAGUUCUAGCAAUAAUGAUAAUAUUAACAACAAUAACAAUAAUAGUUGUUAUGAAUUUAUUUAUCACUUGCCCUUCACUUUAAGGUUCAAGGGCAAGCUACAACCAUGAAAAUGUCUUCUAGAACAAUUUUCCAAAGUUGGAAAAGGAAUUGGACGGGCAGUUCUCUUUGGACAUAGAAAUCUGUAACUGGGAAGCCACCACCAAGAAGGCCCCAGAUGAGCCUUCACUAACCCGGUAUCCUCCUGAAGUUUUGGACUGCAGCUCCUAUCAGCCCCAGUUCCUGCUGGCUGGGGCUGAGGGGAGUGUAGUCCAAAACAUCUGGAGGAGAACAAGUUAGUGAAGGCUGUCCUAGAUUUUAUGGACCUCUCUGGAAGAUCUUAAUGCACACAAGGGCUUAAUGGCAUAAUCUGAGAUCUGCCAAUGCUAAAUGCUAAUGGUACCUAGUUUUCUAUUGCAGUGUAUGGUGACACAGAACACAGGAAGCUGCCUCCUAGUGAGUCAGACCAUUGGUCCAUCUUGCUCAGUAUUGUCUACACUGACUGGCAGUGGCUCUCCAGGAUUCCAGACAGGAGUCUUCUCUCUGACCUUGCUGGAAGUGCCAGGGAUUGAACCUGGGACCUUCUGCAUGAGAGCCAGUGUGGUGUAGUGGUUAAGAGCAGUAGACUCGUAAUCUGGUGAACCGGGUUCGCUUCCCCACUCCUCCACAUGCAUCUGCUGGGUGACCUUGGGCUAGUCACACUUCUCUGAAGUGUCUCAGCCUCACGCACCUCACAGAAUGUUUGUUGUGGGGGAGGAAGGGAAAGGAGAAUGUUAGCCACUUUGAGACUCCUUCAGGUAGUGAUAAAGCGGGAUAUCAAAUCCAAACUCUUCUUCUUCUUCUCUACCACUGAGCUACAGCCCUCUUUCCCCACCCCCCAUGGUGUUGAUAUUUUUCCAGAAUACAAUUAUUUAGCAUUGCUGCUUUGAUCCGUCCCCCCCACCCCACAUAAGUCUGAACAAUUGCUUUAAAGAUCACAGACCCAAAGGCAUCUGACCAAAUCAACCCAAACUAUUUUGCUCAUCUAACACACCUCCAUACAAGCCAUGGCAAUGCCCUUCUUACAGAUGAAUCCAUGCCAUCCACAUCACCCCACGCUACAAGCACAGGACGAGAGUGAACAAGGCACCUUGCUCAAAGAGACACCUUUAGGCAAGGAAUAGUCUAAAUAAUUCAAGCAGACAAAUUGUUUCGUGUUCUCCAUUCUAAAUAUAACAACAUCAUUAAACACUUUAGCCACUACCUUGCAUAUUUCCUUUGUUUUUACAAAGCCGAGCAUCCAAAUGCAAGCGAAUUAAAACGUCAAUUGUGAAUUUUAUCCUUCCUGCUUUUUAUUAUUACUGUACUUACUUUUUGUAGUUAAAGCACAACAUUUCCCUUCCGGAUUUCUAAAUACGUUUCAUGCUGCUUCCUGCUUAUGAUUGCUUUAUUGCUUGUGCCAACUGAAUUGCCUUAAGUGGUGGUUGCUACCUCUGCAGGCCAGGAAUGAUUACAGGCUCAUUUUGUGGCAAAACAUUGCAAUUUCAGCAGCUAUCAAUCAACUCAAAGUGGCAGCGGUCUUAUCUAUACCUUCUCUUAGGGAUGUUACUUCUUUUUGUAAAUGUUUUGAAGGGCAUAGCUUUUGUCUUCAUCAGCUGGGGUUAAGGUUCCCCUAGCAAUGCCAGCUGACCUGAAAUUAACUAACUUGGCCUGCUUGUGUGCCUCAAAACACACCCUAGGCAACAACCCCUCACUGGCCCCACUUUGCACUUGUGUUUUUGCCUGGCUGGAAUGUAUUUCUGAAAAUGAACUCUGAAAAUGCCACUUGCUUGCUUGGAUAGAGAGAUACAUGAGCAGAAACUAGUCUACUGGACAGAUUGGUUGCCGGGCAUCUGUCUGUCUUUGGGAGAUUAUGGAGGAGUGCGCCUUCAGGGGCAAAGUCGAACUGUUGGGGAGUUACAGCGCCUGUUGUGGCUGUAGAGACCGAUGUGGGAGAGACAUGUUUUGCUGCAGCUGGGGCAGAGGAAGACAUCCAGUUGUGCUGCUGCAGAUGGCGUUUCUUUUCUCUGCUCCUCCCUGCAGUCAUUCCUCCUCUGGGUCUGUUGUGGAUACACAACCUGACUGAUGGUAUAUUUGUUGCUCUACCUGCUUUUGCCUCUGUCUCCUCCCGUCACUGGCAUGUGGUCCUCAUAAUGUUGCUGAGAAGGGAAUGUGGACCUCAGAUGAAAAAAGACCUGCACUACAUUGGCAAUUGAGUUGAAGGUCAAGAUAUCCCUCUGGGGAGGCAAUGGGAACCUGCACACCUUAGCAACAAUGUCUUGGGUGACUUCUGUUGUGGUAGCUGAUGCAGCAGGCUGAGGCAUGACACCAGAGCAUUGGCCAUUGUGUCCCAUCUGUGAGCACCAGUGUUCAGUGUGCAUUGUCAUUCCCACAUGCAGUUUGUUCCCUUGUCUUUGCUCUUUGCUUUGUUUGAAUAGGUGCUUCUUUGACAAAGGAUUGCAAGUAGAUUCCUUUUUGCAUGCAGGAGAUAUUAAGUCAUCUGCCCAAAUGCUUCCUCCACUGUAAUUAGCAAAUAAAGGUAAAGGGACCCCUGACCAUUAGGUCCAGUCGUGGCCGACUCUGGGGUUGCAGCGCUCAUCUCACUUUAUUGGCCGAGGGAGCUGGUGUACAGCCACUCGUGUCCCCCUAAUUAGCAAAUAGUCCUGUGUUAAAGUCUGUGUGUAUGCUGGGCUUAUAAUGCUGCUUUUUGUAACCCUAUUUUGCUGAGGUGUUCACAAAGGGACAAAUGUUGCCGUUCGAACCAGCAGCAUAAUGCAAGCAAUAAGCUUGAAGCCAGGGAAAUCACAAAAGUAACUGGGACAGCUGUAUUUGUAAUUUUUAAAUAUAUCUAUAUUCCUGGCCCAUUGAUGGGGGACUAGAAUUCUGAGUGAAAUUUGCCCCCAAGCUGUAGGAUUGUUUGUGUUUUCCUCCUUUUCUCAAAACUAAGUUAACACAGGAAAUACCCCUGCAAUUAAAUAUUACUCCAUUGUGGCAGCAUUUCAGUGGCUCUCUGCACUAGGGCAAUGUUUAUUUGGUUUUCAGAAAAUGAUUAUUAGGGACUCUUCAGCUGCAGAUCUCCAAAGAUACACCAAAAUAAAAAAAAGCAAAAUUGAGCAGGCAGUUAAAAAGAUCCAAUGGAAAAAUAAAAGGCCUGGCAAAUAAAAGUAAGUUUUCAAGGUGGUGCUGAAAAGAAAGGCAGUGCUAGGUGAAUCUUUCUGUCUACUGAAAUCCAUAAAUGGAGUGCUACAGCUGUAAAGGCCCUGCCACUCCUCUUAAUUCAGAUGAUAGGCUGAACUAGAGCAGGGCCUCUGAAACUGGUCUCAACAUUUGGGUGAUUCCAUUCAAUAUAUCUUGCAAUAGCUCUUCUCCAGCUGAAUCACAAUGCAACAUAUAACCUAGCAGAAAUGGAGAAAUUUUGGGCAGGGAAGGACAAGAGAAAUUUGUGGCCAGAUGAAGUAGUUUAAACAGGUUGGAUUUCUUCUUCAUAGUGCCCUUAAAACACAGUGCCUCUUUCAAUGAAACAAGACCGUCUCCUUAUAAAUGGUAACUUUCAAAUAUAUAAUAGGUUUGGUAGUUGAUAUUGGGGGGGGGGGGGGGGCGAGUUUCAGUAACCAAUAAACAUGUGACUUUCCUUUUGUGACUUUCCCCUUUAGCAACAAGCAAGAUUCUCUUGACAAGUUUGACUCAACUUGAAAUUAAGGAGUUUUCUCUCCAUUACAUUUUGUUUACAAGCCCUGAAAUAGAGUGAAGGUAAACACUCUUGUUUUUCUCCUCCAUACUAAUGUCACUGAGGAUCAGGGCACUUUUCAUAAACAGCUCUGCACAGAGACACAUUUGUUUUGUUUUUUAAAUCUAUCUGAACAGCUCCUGCAUUGUAAGUGAGGCUUGAGGUUUCAAAAGGACAGUAUAUUUUCGUGCCUGUUCAUAUCUGCCCAGAACUAAGUGCCAUUGAGUUUGAUGGGCCUUUUUCCUGGGUAAGCAUGCAUAGGGGUUUUAGUCUUUCUAAUUCUCUUCAUGCCUCGUGUUUUAUCCAUUUCAGCUUAUACCUGCCUAUGACAGGAGCGGGCGAUCUGAAAGUCUUGGCCAAAAUCGUGUGGGUGUCAAGGAGUCAAAAACCGGGGAGAUAGACACAUAGGGUGACAGAGAAAAGGGUGUGAAGAAAAAAAAAUUGGUAGCAGGAAAAGUGGGAGAAAGGGGUGACAGAAAGAGAGAAAAUGGAGUUCCCCAUCUAUUUAUGGCUCUUCCCCCUCCCCACUGCCUCUGACCCCAAAAUAUAUCUCCCAUUAUUCCCAGGAGAAUAUGGUGUAUACCCCAAUCCUGGUAUACAGACUUGACAGUUUUGGCCUCUGUGGGAUGCUCUGUAUAUUCGGUGAAGCUUCUCAGGCACUCCUGAUGCUUUGGACUACAACUCCCAUCAGCCCCAGCAAACAUGGCCAGUUGAGGGAUGGUCGGAGUUUUCCAAAACUGCUGGAGGGCACCAGGUGGCGGGAAGAUGCUUCGGAGGCGUCUUCUAGCCAUAUAUCCCAAGUUACCCCGGAGUCCUCCUUAUGGGACCCGUUUCCCACUGGAUGAUUCAUCGUUGGAGCUGAACAUUAGGAAAGAGGCUCCUGGAGGCCAACAUAAUAAUGGCAACAUUUUUUUUUUUAAUCGCGCCACUCGUGCGCUUUGCUCUGCUGUCCCUUCCCAAAUGUUUGUUACUCCUUUCCGGUUUCUUGGGGGGAGGGCGCGCGCUUCCACCUCUUUCCCUCUGAGGACACGGGUGGAUCUGCCACACGAUCUAGUUCCGCCCUAAACCGGGUGGUAACAAACCCACCACGUGCACCCCACUCUCCCGCGUCGCUUGUAAAGCUCCACACCAUACAAACCAGGCGCCCGGAAAAAACAACAACUAAGCGACGCUUUUCUACUUCUGCUGCCCGAGAGCUCGAGACUGCAGCCGCCGCCGAUCAAUAAGUGGGUGGACUCGCGACUCCUUCGGUUGCCGUGACUUUGAUUCUUGUUUAUUCUUCGCCGCCUGCGAGCGCGGCGCCUCCCUCCCUCCGUCUUUCCAGCAGCCAGCCGCGCUUCUGGGUGCGGGGCGUUUGUGUGUGUGUAUGCGCGCGCGUGUGUUUGUGUCGCGGGGAGGUUUCGGCUGCUUUGCGCGCACAUGCACGCGCGCGUCUGGGGACAGAGCUGGAAAGCAACAGGGAGGCAGGGAGGCAUACAGGCUGCUGUUGCUGUGAUCCUGCUUCUCCAGGGCCACUUUGCAAAGGCUGCUCGAGGAGGAGGAGGAGGAGGAGAAGGCAAGCUGCCACCGAGGCGGCUCGCUAGAGAUGCGCGCGGCGUGAUGCUAGCUGCUGCUGGCGCUGCUGCGUGCCGCCGCCUCCUCGUCCGCCGCGCCUCUCUCCUUCUGUAUCUUUCCUUCUGCUAACUGAUUCCUUUCCCCACCCACCCCUUUCCCCCACCCUCUCUUCUCUUCUCUUGCUUGGCUGCUGCUGCUGCCUGCUGCCGGCAGGACCCAUUUGCUCCUCUUCGGGCUACAAGAAGGCAGAUGAUGAGAUGUCCGGGGCCACGUCCUCUGCGGACCAGGAGGAGGCAGCAGCCCGCACCAUUUACUUGAACCAGCCACAGCAGAGCAAGUUCCACGACAACCGGGUCAGGUAAGGGGAAGGCGCACCAGGGGGAGAGAGAGAGAAGCAGAAGCAGAGUGAACUGUGUGGGAAGUGACUGCUCUGGAUUGAUCCUCCAAAUGGGCCAGGAAAGAAGUUAGGCUUGCUGGGAGUGGCUCCCUGACUUUGACUCCAUCCUACAGCUCUCAGGCACAAUGGUCUGUUUUUUGCCAGAGGUCCACUUUGAUAAAAAGUAUUCAUGUGGUGGUGAGGGAGACUGGCAAGGCUUCCACCCACAAAUUCAGCGUACCAAAGUGCCCUUGCUGCCUCUGAAGUGGCAGAGUUUCCGAGUAAGAGGCAGCAUUUGCCAGCCACGUUCUGAUUCCCUAAUCCAGAGGUGGUUUAACCUUAAAUGUUUCCAGCGGUUGCUGAACUACAACUCCCAUUAUCUCCAAGCAUUAGCAGUGCCGGUUGGGGCCAGCGGGAGUUGCAGUUCGGGAUCUGGAGGUGAUCUGAUUCACCGCUUGUCAGCUGGUGGGUCUGGACCUACUAGUGGGUCACAGCCUGGUCCAAAGUGGGUCGCAAGAGGAACGCUGCCACCAUGCAACCAUAGGGCAAAAGAUUAAGAAAUGGGUCCCCAAAUGCACCUUUGGGUCAAAAGUUGGUCCUGAGUCCAGAAUAGUUGACUUUUUAAAAAUAAUAUUUUUAUUAAAGUUUUCUUGGUUUACAAAGGUAUGCACAAUCUCUCUUUUUUCCAGUUACAUUUUCCAUAGGUCAGUUUUAUUUGUUGAGACAUUAGGGUUACAUUAGGAAGAAAGGGGGGGGGAGAGGUGGAGGGGAGAAAGGCGAGUGGGAACAGUUGACUUUGGAAGCAUUAUGUAGUUGGUUGGGAGGAGUACAUGCCUAACUGUAACGCAGGAGCAUAUAAUUGGGAAGAUGUCGUGGUUUAUGCUUGUACAUGUCCACACCAGGCUGAUUUCUGGUGUUGCUGCUACAGGGGAGGGUUGUUUGUUUGUUCCAUCUUGGCUCUGGCCCAUGCUGAAGCUGUGCCCUUUGAGCCACAACAAUAGCUGUGUAAGUCGAGUGAGUAACAAGCAGUGGCAGGCAAGGACCCAGUGUGCUCCUCCUGGCCAGAGCAGUCAAGAAAGGAAGAGAAGGUCAGUGGCAGGUGAUGGAUAAUAGGCUCUUAUUUGCAGGAGAAUAAGGCGAGAGGCAGUAACAGGUGGGGCACAAUGGUGAGAGAUCAGUUACCAGCCAUCGUACAGCGGCUCUCUCAGCAAGACAAUUACAAGACCUAAUAAUGGAUGGCACUGUUGGCAGCUCCCGUACCAAGGAGAGAGAUUACAGCUGUGCCGUGCUUGAUUUUUGGUCUCUCAAAGGGUGCAGGAAUACGCCAUGCGCGUGAACGUAAUAAGCAUAAUGUAUCAGCCUUGUUCGUGCACUUACUCACUUCCAUACAGUAGCAGGAGCAGAGUCAUGCUUUAGACCUCAUGUUGCAUCCCAGUCCUACCCUUAGGCAGAGUCAAGCAAUCCCAUCAGGUGGCAGAUACUGAGGGGCAGAAGGGAGAGGAAUGGUAGACCCUCUGGCCAUUCCUCCCAAGCCCUCUGGUCAUUCCCCUCUGUUAAGAGAUUAGAGCAGUGUGUGUGACACAAAGCCUGUCAUGCCCCUUGCCAAAAACUAGUGGGAUCCCCUAAGCCCCACUCAGGUGCAGUGGAGGAUGCUGUUGGGAGCCACCCAGAGUGGCUGGGGAAACCCAGCCAGAUGGGUGGAGUAUAAAUAAUAAAUUAUUAUUAUUAUUAUUAUUAUUAUGCUGUUGCAUCACCAGCAGUCCGACAGAUAUUGAUUCUUCCAGGUGUCAGGCAGGGGUCUUUUUCAUCACCUAAGCCUCAUUUUUCCUAAAUAAUUGUAUGUUGAGUAAAGUAAUGGAGAGAGUCAUCACAUAGAUCAGUAGACGCAGUUAGGUCUGUGGUUAAAGAAACCAUAGAUCAAACUUGUUCCCAACCCAUAACUUUCCAUCAUAUUGGGACAACAUGCUGGGUUAGUUGUAGAUAAAAGCUUUAUGACAUGCCUGCAAUGUAGAAAGGGGCCCUUACAAUGUUGUAAAUCAAAGUCUGUUCCAGUGAACUCAGUGUGAAAUUAGUUUUCAGAACACCGCCAGCAAAAAUAAAAUACCUGUCUAUGUGACGCUGACACAUAAGCUUAUGCUCAUAUACUGUGCUAAAGAAUGAAAUGUUACCAUCUCCCCCUUUCCACCCCUCUCUCUUCUCCCACAACCCUAUAUUACCUAUACAGUAAUGCCUCUGAAUAUGACUGACUUCUUUGAAUGAUACUAUGACUUGAAAACAGAGUCUCAGUAUAUUCUAUUGCUACCCAAGAAAAGCUCAAUAAAGACAUAAAAUAAAAAAGGCUGGUAGAAUUGGAGCCAACGUCCCAUUUUUUCCCACCUUGGUGGUGCUUUCAGUGAUAAAUACAGUAAUUUGUAAUUUGGGCAGAGAAAGGGAGGAGACACCCCAUCAUCAUAAAGCUUUGCUUUGGACAGCGAGUUUUAAAAAUCCAAUCAAAGCAAAGUAAGCAGUGUGUUGGUUGAAGACUUUUAACAGCCCUAAUAAACAGCAAGGCUUUGAUCAGCAGGCUCCUCGUUGUGUUUCGAAGUGGUUAUAGCUUCAAUUUAAGGAGAUCAGCAACAAUUUGACAAAGUGCCUCAAAAUAAUUUAUGCAACCGAAUUAUGCAAGAAAGAUUUAGGGUGAUGGCUCUUUGGCACACCCUGAGAGCCUGACGAAACACAAUGUCGUUCAUGGAAUUAAAGAUGGUGUGGAUGGAUUUUCAAAAUGUAAGUGGAAAGCGGGAGGAGGUUGUCCAGGCUUGUUUCCCAACCUUGGGCGGUGUACUUGUGUGUUAGGGGGCUUUAACCCUUUGCUCCCUGCUGUUAUCCUGAUCUGGAUCAGGCCCAUCUGCACUAGAAAAAGUGAAUGGGUCCCCCCAUGGGUGUAGCAGCUCCAUUUGAUCAACUCUGUCUAAUAUUCAAGGGUAGGGCAUUCCAUUGGGGAGAUGCCACAACAAUAAAAGCCUGAUUCCUACAUUGUGUGGAGCAGACCUCCUGUUAAAAUGGUAUGGAUGGGAGGCCCUCAUCUGCAGUGAUUGACUGAGACUUUCAGGCAUCAAGAGAAUUACCUUUAUGAAUUUUCUCCCAACACUUAGCUGAAACCUGAUUCCCUCCAACUUUCAACAGUUAGUUCUAAUUCUGUCUUCUGAAAUGACAGAGAACAAAUAAUGCCCCCCCCCUAUUUGAGAUGUCUUUUGUCUAGGAAAGGGACGUGGGUGGCGCUGUGGGUAAAACCUCAGCGCCUAGGACUUCCCGAUCGUCAGGUCGGCGGUUCGAAUCCCCACGGCGGGGUGCGUUCCCGUCGUUCGGUCCCAGCGCCUGCCAACCUAGCAGUUCGAAAGCACCCCCGGGUGCAAGUAGAUAAAUAGGGACCGCUUACUAGCGGGAAGGUAAACUGCGUUUCUGUGUGCUGCGCUGGCUCGCCAGAUGCAGCUUGUCACGCUGGCCACGUGACCCGGAAGUGUCUUUGGACAGCGCUGGCCCCCGGCCUCUUAAGUGAGAUGGGCGGCACAACCCCAGAGUCGGACACGACUGGCCCGUACGGGCAGGGGUACCUUUACCUUUACCUUUUUGUCUAGGAAGCUUUUCAUGACUUGGUUCCUGGGGUUUGCCCCAUUGUAGUUAAGAACUAGUUUAUUGACUCACUUUUACAGCUUUGUCUUACUGUGAUUACACUUGCAUAUAAACAUUACAUUUUAAACAACAGGAUUACCAUUUUCCAACUUGGGUUAUUACUAAUCUGGCUGAAACUCUCUUGAAAAUAAUGUCAAUCCUCUCUCUUUUUUCUUUUUAUAAGAUAUUUAUUGAAAUUUUCAAAGUGUUACAAAGUAAAAUAAAAGCAGAAGAAAAUACAAAAUAAAAAUAGUUAACAAAGUAGAAAAAGAAAACAAACCCCUUCCAACCAUACGAAUACAAAUUCAAAAAUAAGAAAAAAAACAGGAAAAAAAAACAAAAAUACACCACAGACAAUUAAGAACAUUUAAAAACAAAUUCAUUAUUCUCGAAUCCUCAACUGUCAUUACCUUCUUUCUUUGACCUCCUCCUCCUCCCUUUCUUUGUAUCCUAGUUAUUAAUUAUCCCAGCAAAUCCUUUCCAUAUUUCAUAAUAUUCUGUCAUUACAUUACCGUAAACUGUUUUAAUCUUAUCUUUCUAUAAGAAAAUAAACCUUAAAGCUUAAAACUUAAAUCUUAUCCUUACCAACUUCUCCUAAGCAUAAUAUUCUUUCAUAAUUCUUUAAACAUCUUUACUAAAGCCGAGUAAUUUCAUUCCAACAUUUUUCUAACAUUCAUCAAUUUUAUAAAACAGUUCUAAUGGUAGAAAAAAGAAAUACAAACAGAUCCAAUCUUCAUCCAGUGUCCCUUCCUCCUGGUUCCGGGUUUUGUCAGUCCUUAUUAUCCCAUCGAUCUAGCCCAUUAACCUGGCAACCUUAUAUCCGAGGCCCUCAAGUCUCUUCCAUGUCCCUUCCGCAGCUCUUCUUCAUAUUUGUAACUGUAUUUUCCCUUGUCUCCUGCUCGUGGUAACUCCAGCUUGGCAAUAUUUUUAACCCUUCUCGACAGAUCAGCCCCUUUUCCAUAUUCAGCACUGAAUUCCAUGUGGUAUUUAAAAGCAUGUUUCAAAGACCCUCCAAAAUUAAGAGCCCCCACAAUCCCAAACAUCUCACGGCCCAUUGCCAGAUUUGAAAAGUCCAAACAUCCCACCAGCCCCCCAUUUCCAAGCCAAACCAAACUUUUUCUUUCCAAAUCUGGCUUUUUCCAAGUUCAUUUGUCAAAUCCGAAAACUCAUAUUCCUGUUGGGCCUGUUCUGUCAGGACACACUCCUGAUUUAAUUCCUGGGUGGGCUCCACAUAUUUUCCCACUGUCUGUUCAAAAUUUCCCACUGCCUGUUCAAAAUUUCUAGUCGAAGUCGCAAUCAAAUUCACCUUCUCAUGUAACUGUUCCAGUAGGGCAUUUGUUUUAUAGAAAGCACACAACAAAGCUUCUGAAUACAUUGUCCUGCAAGGUCGAAUGCCUAUUCCCACGAUUGUAAUCCAUAACAGCUGCCGGCUCCCUGGAGUUGGUUACAGUUUCACAGUCUCCCUCUAGGGGGAAAACUUCUAUUUGUUCUUGCAACAAAGUUUCCCUUUUUGAGAUACUUUGUCAAUAUUUAUUCCUUUAAAGUGCGAAGGGAAACAGUGGAAUCACUAUGUUUCUCUUCUUUUAGCUAUCUGUCAAAAACGUUUGUCUCUGGUCAAUGAACUUCAAACGUCAGUCCUGACACCCCGCUCCAGGAUCAGGACGGAGGAAAGUUGCUUUACUUUAAACUCACUUUAAAGAGUCCGAAAAAAAUCCCCCUUCUUCUCCUGCUGUCGAAGGGGGGUUCCACAAUUUUAAAUGAUGAAAUCCAAUCCUUUAAAGGCGAUUUUCUGAGCUCUAGUUUACGUUGUCUUUGCUUUAUUCUGUCUACAAAAGAACGGAAGGCUGACUUCCUGUUUAGACCUUCCCGUUCCGUACCAAAUUGAAAUAGAUUUUUAAGAUCCAAUUCCUUUCUGCUCACAAGUCCCCAUUUAGUGUCCAGUUGUUCAAAGUCUAAGUACUCACGGGUGCUUAUUUUAGAGUCCAAAUUGUCCCAGGAAAAAGGCAGCGCUCUCCGGCAACGGCUAUGCAGCUUUGCUCCACGGAAAUAGCAGUUGACUCACAGCACUGCGCCGCUUCCCCUUCUUCACUUCGGAGCCCGUUAGUGGGUUCCUUAGCGAGUUGGGGGGGCGCUAAAGGUGCCCGCCGAGUCCCAUGGUCACAGGCUUCAUCCGCCUGUGAUUUUUAAAAGGGUCCCCGCUUCGCCGUAGCGGAGAAGACCCGUUUCCCGCGGAGCUAGUCCCUCCAGUUCAGAGGGAGUCCGCCAUUGCCGAUGGCGCCACCCCGGAAGUCCCGGCCACCCCGGAAGUCCCAAUGUCAAUCCUCUCUACUCCCUGAAACAAAGCAGUAUGCUUAAGGCCGCAAUGUUAUGCAUACUUACCUAAGAGUAAGGACCCGUCUGUACCGUACGUUUAAAGCAUCACCAUUCCACUUUAAGCAGACAUGGCUUCCCCAAAGAACCCUGGGAACUGCAGUUUGUUAAGAGUGAUGAGCAUUGUUAGGAGACUCCUAUUCCUCUCAUAGAGCUACAAUUCUCAGAGUGGUUUGACAAUCGCCCUUCCUAGGGAACCCUGGAAAUUAUAGCUCUGUGAAGGGAAUGGUCUCCUAAUAAAUCUCAGCUUCUCUUAACAAGUAAGUCAGUAAGUCCCACUGGAUUUAGUGAGGCUUUCUUCCUGGUGUGUAGGUAUAGGGUGGUAUUCAACCAAGUUUUACUCAAGAGUAGUUCCACUGACACCAUUAAUUUCUCUGGGUCUGCUCUGAGUAAACUCUGGUUGAAUUCCACCCAUAGGAGUGCAGCUUUAAGGAGGAACUUAAUUUUCUCCUGCUGAAAUCAAUGGAACUUUGAAUUGUUUCACUUUGACCAGAUCAUGCCCUAUAUAAAUAACACUCACAAUUUUCCGAUCUACUGAUUAUCUGAACAUUUUGGAUAAAUGAUCCUCUUAGGCUUUUAAGGGCUGUGCAUUUGCUCAUACAGCAAAAUAUUUCUGUACUGCUUGACAAGUGGGAGAUGGCAGAUGCCCAUUUAAAAUUAUGUCUACAGAAUGUUAUUUUUUAUUCUGACUUACUGUGAUCUUGUAGUAUGUUUGAACAGCUUUAGUUGUUUUUAUGUUUCCUUCCUUCCUGCUUAUUGCAUCUUGGUUUAGAUUAGCCUUCACCAACUUGGUGUCUUCCCCACAUUUUUGACUACAACUCCCACCAGCCUCACUUGACAUGACCGCAGUUGUCACCCGAAAACAUCAGAAAGGCGGCUGGUUUGGGAAGGCUGGCUUUAGGUAUUAGCUACCUUACCUUAUUGUUAGUAAUGCUUUUUAUAGGAGUGUUCUUCAAUCUUGGAUACCUUGGUGAUUCAGGACUACAACUCCCAUCAUCCCCAGCCAACUUAGCCAAUACCCAAGGAUGAUGGGAAUUGUAGUCCAACAACACCAGGGAAUCCAAGAGUGUUGAAGAACACUCUUCUAGAGAUCCUUUUGGUGUACAAACUGCUUUGUAAAUAUUAUCUAAUAGAUCCUCCUGUACACUUUGUGAGGCAUGAUGGGAGAUUUACUUAUCCUAAGUUACCCACAGAGUUUCACGGCUUACCAGGGAUUUGAACUUGGUUUCCUUGCUGCCAAGCAUAAAAUGCUAAAUUUCCCAUAGAAAGUUAGAGAUGGUGUUCAAGUCGGGCUGAUAGCUUGUGUGUGCAUUUUUGAAGUGGGUGUCCCAGAAGGCUUAAACUGGACACCAGAGGUGGUCGUGGAGAUGUAGUAAACUUUUAGUAGCAUGGUCACGGCUGGAACGGCUUUGAAGGUCAGCCAGUGCAGUCUUGGCACAGACUUUGCACAGAGACAGGCUCCUUCUCUUUUGCACCCUUCUUAAAGAAAAGAAGAGCAGCUAGCAAGAUGUGUAGAGACCUCAAGAAGACAUGGGGAAGAUGCCCAGGGCCCAUCUCUCCAGGGCAGACUGCAUAGGGUUAAAUCAUGGGAAUAGCUAAGUUGGCUUGAACUUGGUUUGUGGACCUUGUGUUGUCUUCCCCCCCUGUUCUAUGCAUUGUGGGGUGCUCCCAGGCUGUUGAUAUUUUGGAGUGGCAUUUAGCCACAUAUCAAGUAUUUCAGAUUGUACAAUUAAAGUUGAUUUGGAGCUCCUGCACAACAAACAUCCUCUCCCCCACCCUUAAAAAACCCCCAGACUUUUGCAAUAUGGAAAGUGAUGAGAAGAUGCACUGGAAAGUGGGGGAUAACGUUUUCUUGAUGCAACAUCGUCUAGCCUCCCUGCAAACAAAUUAGGGUGUAUGCUCAAUAAACAGGUUGUCUGGAAGUGACUGCAUGGUGCAAGCCUAUGCAUGUCUGCUCAGAAGUAAGCCCAAUUAAUUUGAAUGGGACUUACUCCCAAGUAAGUGGGUAUAGGAUUGCAACAUUAGCUGCAGUCUCCCUCUCUUUUGCGAUUCAUCAUUAGGGAAGGGUGGGACCACACAGAGAGCAUGUUGUGCAUGCUGUAAGAGCGCAUUGCAGUGAAGGGAAUGGGAGGCAGAAAGGGCAGGAGACCUUUCUUGCAGCCUCAAAAGAGGUUGGCAGUGAUGAUCUUUUUAAUCUGCUUCUUUGGAAGUUCUUUGCAAAGUGCAUCAUUAUGUGUUGAGCACAGCAGGAGCCUUGCUCUGAUAAACAAAGAAACACACAAGCAGGAGCUUUUAACAGUUUUUAAUCCGAGAAAAUAUGCAUUCCUGAUGCUUGAGUUCUGAAAAACGUAUUCUUUCUAUUUUUACCAAGGAAAAACAGAAGCCACCUCAGUUAUUCUUUUAUUACAGAUUUAAGUGGUUUACUGGCUGCAGAGGCACUGAGAUGAAAACACACACCUCAUAUUCAGAUGUGCCCUGGGAACAAUGAAAUGGAUAAAGCAGUGCUACAUAAGCCAUGCUAUAUUUGAAAGACAAGUGAUGUGUUUGAGAGAAAGAGACAGAGAGAAACAGACGAAUACUGCAAGCAAAACUAUGCCAUUUUUGACUGUAAUGCAAUUUUAAUAGUUAAUUGGACUCUUUGCAAAGAGUAGCAAUAAGUGACAAAUAUUGGAGGCUAUAAUUACGGGUGUUACGGUUUUCGCUUCAAGAACUUUAGCUUCUGCUUGUUAGUUUUAGCAGUAAGACACUGAAACUCGGUGAGUGACCUUGAGGGCCAGUCACUAUCUUUAAGGGUAACCAACGCCACAAUGCUGUUGUUGUCGUCAGAAUUAAAUGGGAGAUCUUGUGAGUGCCACCGUGAGUUAGAAGAUGGUACAAUCAUACAAGGGAUGCUGGUGGCGCUGUGGUCUAAACCACUGAGCCUUGGGCUUGCCGAUCAAAAGGUCAGCAGUUUGAAUCCCUACGAUGGGGUGAGCUCCCAUUGCUAGGUCCCAGCUUCUGCCAACCUAGCAGUUCGAAAGUACGCCAAAAAGUGCAAGUAGAUUAAUAGGUACCACUCUGACGGGAAGGUAAACGGCAUUUCUGUGUGCUGCUCUGGUGUUGGUGUUCUGUUGCACCAGAAGCGGCUUAGUCAUGCUGGCCACAUGACCCAGAAAAACUGUCUGUGGAGUGGACAAACGCCGGCUCCCUUGGCCUGUAAAGCGAGAUGAGCGCCACAACCCCAGAGUCAUUCGCGACUGGACUUAACUAUCAAGGGUCCCUUUACCUUUACCUUACAAUCAAACAAAUAAAUAAAUAUGACCAUUCCAUCAGUAGCAUGGUUAGAUGUCAGAGCCCAGCAAGCAAAUAAACAAUACAGAAUUACACUAUGGCAUUCACCUUAGCUCCAGUUUGGAAGGCUUUCAAAGGGGAUUCAACAAAUUGACGAAGAAUAAGGAACUACCAAGAACUGCUGGUCAGGGCGGCUAUGUAUUGACUCCAGCCUCAGAGUUUGUGUGCCACUAAAUUCCAGUUGCUAGAGAAAAGAAGCUGGAGAGAACUAUGGCUCUCCUCUCCUGCUUGAGGGCUUCCCAGUGGCUGGCCAACGUGGAAACAGAAUGCUGAACCAGAUAGGCUUGAUCCAGUAGGGCUCUUUGUUCGAGGGGUUUUUGUACAAGAUUGCCGUUUCCUUGUGGCAAAUAAGGCAUGCGUGGGCUCAGAGCAGGGUUAUUUCAUUUUAGAACAGUCCUGUGAGGCGGGUUGUGCUGGGAGAACCUAGCUGAAGAAUAUUCCUUAAUAGGAAUGCUGAAUGCAGUUUGUGGCCCUUUGGAUUGCAGUGCAGAGGGCAGAGGAAGGGGGGGCAGGCCGCCCUGGGUGUCACCACUGGGGGGGGUGACAAAAUACCAGGCGGCACUCACCGCAGGGCCUGCAGCACACCUGAGCCAUGCGUCUCUCCUGGGUGUGACGCGGUGGCUUGGGCGCCUGCAGGCUCCGUGCUGCUCCAAAUGGUCCACCCACCGCCUGCCCCUCAGAUGUAGGGCGGCUGAGUGGGAGAAGGCAGGCAGACUUCUCAGAGGCACCGCGGAACGUCCUGCCCCAGCUUGCCGUGCCCCAUGGGCUGAUGGCCCCACCCCUGGGUGCAGGGCACGCGCGCUGCCCCAGGCGCCUGAUUGGCUUGCUCCACCGCCGGCAGUGGGCUAUCAUGCCAUGGCUUCAUGUCUGCUCCGGCGCAUUCCCUUCGCUGUGGUGCAACUUGUGGUGUAUCCCUAAGCUGCCCAGGUAUUAAGAAUUGCCCCUUAGCUUCAGCAUCUAGCAGCAGCUCUGCACAGAAUCCUGCCGUGAGAGAUUUUGUGGAAAGAUGACGUGUUGGAUUUUGACACAGAAACAUUCUAAAAAGAAAUGAGGAUGAAGCGUAGUGCCAGAAACUGACAGCGCUAAAAAAAGAUACCAAGGUAUUUGUGUGCCUUCACAAAUGGGGGAAAGUUGUGUAGAUUUAUGUUAAGGGAUUAACAACGGAAUUAGCAUUUCUGCUAAUGACCAAUCCAGUCAGCGGCUUUGCUGCUUAGCCCAGUUUGUAGGCCUCAAACAAACAAACAAACAAACAAACAAAUAAAUAAAUACUUUUUCAAAGCAGGUGCUGGUAUGCAUUUACUCCCAAACACCUGCCAAAUAAAAUCCACAUGCAAGGUGCAAAUAGAACAGUUGUAAAAUACUGUUCGGUUUAAAGAAUUGUUGUUGGAACGGGGGAAGCUGCCCUGUUCAGAGACACCACUGACCCAUUUAGGUCAGUAUUGUUGUGGGGUGUUGGUGUGGGCAUUGAAUUUGGGAGCUUUUGCAUGCAGAGGAGAUGGUCAAGCACUGAGCCAAGGCCCUUCCCCGAUGCAGCCCAUGAUGAUCAAGGAUGUUAUUUGAGAAUGAAAUUCAUGCAGAGGGCAAGCACCUCUGUGACAGAUGAGGGAAAAAGGAGUCAGGACCAAUUUAAAUGAUCAAAACAAACAUUCUAACAUAUUUUUACCUGUGAGGAUUCUAGGGAUGAUGGAGAGCCCUUUGUGUUACAGUUUUAUAGCUGUGUUGAGAAAAUGAAUAUGUGGUUGAAAAUGUAGAAGAUGGGCAAAUAAAAUGAACAGGGGGCUGGAGCCACGAGUAGCCAGCAAGUACAUCAGCAUGAAGUGAGCAUAGCUAGUGGGAGGCACAGCCUUUGAGAGGCACAAUCCAUCAUUUGGUGUGUGAGUCACUGCAGUGGUGAUCACCGUCACAGUGGCGCCAUCAGCCAUGCAUUUGGUGUCACUGUGGAUGCAGCCUGCACACUUACAGAUGUGCAUGCUUUGGAAAAGAUGUGUAUGUGAGCAGGAGCAUCACCAGUCAGGGGGCCUCUACAUGUGGACAAGCGCCAUAUGUACCUAGAUGGGCAGAACUCUAUGCAUGCUUUUUAAAAAUAAUGGUUUCAUUUUGCAAAUUGCAGCCCAGAAAGAACAACAACAAAAAAGCAAUCUCAUGUUUCACUGUUACAGUGCACGAUUGGAAAGAAGUGAUAAGCAUUUAAAUCAGAUAAAGAAUAGGCAAAACAGCUAUCUGAUAAAGCCCCUCCGAAACCCAGUGUGGGUCUCUGGAGGUCAUGAACUCUCAAGAAGUUAUGAAAGUUAGGAACGGAAACCAAACCAUGUCAAACUGAUUAGAUGCAGUUUGGUCCCUUGCUUUCCACCCGUAUCACCCGCUGGAUCUUUCCAUGAGAGCAAGAGUCAAACACACUUAUACCAACUUGCAUUAAAAUAAACUCAGAGGACGUUUCCGGCCUCUGGCUGUUGUUGAUCCGGCUGCAACCAAGAGGAACAAUUAAUAAGAUAUUUAUGGCUGAGUUUGGGGCCGGUGAAAAUAGAGUGAAGAGCUAAAGGGGCUGCUUUUGGGAUGAUCUGGUUAGCUAUUUUAGAAACAUGACCAAAGAUUGAAUCCCAAAAGCUAGAGAUGUUGGGCAAAACCACUACAUCUGGGGGCAGGAGCCUCAGUCUGAGCAUCCAUCCCUUCCAAGCACUCAGGAUACAUAUGCAUGGUGUUCCCUUCCCACUGAUGCCACUGCAUGAAACAUUUAUUGAGCCUGUAAUUGUGGGAACAUCUAUAUGCUCCUGUAUCCUUUCUAGAUUGUGUCCUGGGUUGUGGCAUCCAAAGUCUUGACAGGGCUGGGCUCUAGUAGGUGACCUGCUAUGGUAAGCAGAUAUUGGGACGCCACUGGAAGUCUGCAACUAGUUGCUUAGUUUAGCAUUGUAUUUUCACCAGCAUCAUGGAGUUGCUAUUUGGAUUUUUCUCUCCCAGGCACCAGCAUAUUCGGGUUGCCUUGGACCUGCGCAUGAACUUCCUCCACUGUGUACAGCCACACAGGUGGUUAGUGUGUUCAUCUUUUUGACAGUGGAUGGGAGGAACUAAUCUCAGGCAUUCUCUCCAUCCCCACUCGUCUCCAUCAGGGGAUCAGCAUUGCCAGAAGUGGUGGGGCUGGCCAUUGGGACUGAUCUGUACAUAUGCAGAUCUUCCAUAGAAUAGAGGUUGUCGUGGUUGGUUUCUAAAAACAGAACAUUAAACAUACAACUCCAGAGGGGUCUCCUGAACUGAAUGGAAAUGUAGUACUUUCAAGUUAAGCUUAGCUCUUACGGACAAGCAGUUGCAAACUCAGUAACACCAGACAAUUCUCAUAAGUACAGAGUAUUUAAUUGGAAUGCAAGGCAACCUAGCACCAUGAAAUGCUGCAAGACCGGUAUUCUUAUAGGAGCAUGUGAUAUAGGGAUUAGGGCAGUUGGUGGGGGGGGACGCGACUAAUCUUAGUCCAAAAUAGAAAAGAAAAAAGCUGAUAUGUGUGAGAUGGCUGUUUUUGCUCUCUUUUUUGUGUUAGGUCUAGGUAACUCAUGUUUUUCACCUUUGGCUAUAACUUCAUGAAUUUAAUACUUUCCAUUUUCUGUGAAAUGCUUGUAUCAGGAGAUAGAACACAGGUGUGUCUCACAGUAAGUUGAUCCCAUCGUGUUAAAAAGUAGAGCAGUUCCACACCUGAGCUACACACGGAGUUCUGGGAUGUUGAGGUAGAAUCACAACAGGCAUCGCCAUCAAGGCAAAACCCUUAUCAAGGCCUAACAAACUUAUGCUGGCUCCUGCUCUGUAGCUUUUUCAGUGCCAACCGAAUGCUUUUUCUCUUUUGGCUGGCGUUAAUGUAAUAGGAUGUCCAGAUUGAAGGAUUGUAAUAUAUAUAUUUAAAGGAUUUUAGUAUUAAAUUGUAUUUGUUUUAUCUGUCUGUAUUAUUUGUCAUGGCCAGCCCUGAGAUCCUACCAGUUGCAGGGUAGAUUAUAACCCUUUUAAAUAAAUUAAUUGAAUAAAAACAUUUCUUUUUAAAAAUCCUUCAGGAAGUACAAAUAAAUAUCCGUUAUUGAGCAAUCUUUUUCUUUGAAUUGGAGUGUUCUACUGGCAGCAGAAACACCUACUUGACUAGGCAGAAGACUCUGAAAAACAUCCCCCAUCCUUGGUCAGUUUUUAUCCUUUUGCUGAAACUGUUAGACGUCAAAUGGUGCUAUUGUUUUUAUACCAUCAACAGCACCUGGCUUUUCAAAUCCAUCAUUAUGAGACUAGUAUCCUGCUGCUUAUACACCUGCCUUUUUUAAAAAAAAGUGACUUGCUUUAAGAACAAUUAUGGCUUGAAAUAUUGGAUGAAUACUUAGACAUCUUUAUCAAACAGCUUAAAAAACAGCAUCUGUUCUUCGCUUACUUUUUCCACAUCUGUUGAAAGGUGGUGCGACUUUAGAGUGAUAUAUUGAUACUGUUGCUGCCUGACCAUUUACAGGAAGGCCUCUGGCAAACAGGAAUGUCAUAACAAUGAUAUUGCGCCGUGGGUUCACCUUGACAACAUACAAUGGGCCUGAGGCAGACAAUAGCAUGUUCUUUGUGAAGUUUGCACAGCUUCCCACGAUGGUUCCACUUGGUCAGUCUUUGUAGCUGGUGAUAAAUUAAUAACUGAAAAUUUUACUCAACAGCCUGUUAUUCUUCCUACUAGAUGCCUCUCAUUUAAAAGUAAAGACAGCCCACCUUUUUGUUUGGUUUAAAGGAUGUGUCACUAUAUAUAAUUUGCAAACACAUGGUAAGACAGGUGACUAGUCGAAAGUAAACCUUGCCUGUAUCAUGAAAAAUCCACCAGAAAUAGUUUCAUGCACUCAUCAAAGUCCUCCUUCCUCCUUAUUUUCAGACAUCGUGAUAUAUCACUAUAUCGUGAUGUUUAGCUGGUGAUACAUCACAACGUUGAAAACCAGAUAUUGCCCAGACCUACAUAGUAGUCACCACUGCAGACACACACACACACACACACACACGUGCUUAAUUUGGAUGAGAAAGUGGACUUCUGGCCAAGAUGGUGCAUGAAAAGAGGCUGUUUGCUGUUAUUGGAUGAGAAAAUCCAUCCUUUUCUUGGUACACCAUUUGGAUUAUCCAGACACAAAAUGUUAAUGGUUAUAGUGAGGAGAACACACUGCCCUGCUUGAAGGAAGGGAAUUUCAGGUUGCUGUGUUUGUAAGUUGUUGUUAAAUGUCAAAUGAGAAAUGUGUGAUCGUAGUACUGCUGUGCUUUCUGAAAUACCAUCCUUUGGGGACUCUAGACUUCUCCCCCCUUCGGCUUGUUGUUUGGUAAGAAGAGUAUAUUAUUCUGUUCAACUAUUCACAUGUCUAGCAUUUUUCUACAUUAAGGGGAAAUGAGGCUGUCCUCAUGUAGCUUUUCUGAAUUAUCCCUUUUAACAAAUCACACUUUGUCAACAGGUUUAGCUUUUCAGCAGAAUGCCUUCUAAUCAAAGAAAGGUUCUCUGGAUUUUAGAAGGAGAUUUCCUUUGUGAAAACUAAGAGGAUUGUAAAACUCCCAAGGUUUGGCUAGGGACCAAAUCAAUUGACUCAACAAGACUCAACAUGUUUUCUUCUUCCAAGUGUCUUCCUAAGUGCAUUUAUUUGACAAUGGGCUUGUUUAUAUCGCCAGUGGUAACAGAACAAAUGGACUACAAUGGAUAGGGCUGCAUAGAUCUAUGCGGGAAGCUGACAAUCAUAGCUUCCCGGGUUCUUUGGAUUGACCCUCACAGGUCGAGAGCUACUAUUUGCUACGAAUGCCAGAGAAACUAGCUUUUUGUCUUGCUGUGGCAAAUACACCAGUUAUUGCCACAUGAGGCUGCAUUAGGCCAUACAUUUGAAGAACUAUAAUGCCACUUUAAACUGUCACAGCUUCCCCCAAAGAAUUUUGGGAGAUGCAGUUUUUAGGAUGCAAAGAGCUCUUAGGAAACCCCUCGUCCCCUCAAAGAGGUACAAUAUCCAGAGUGGUUUAGAGCCAGUUAAUCUCUCUUCACAGGUAACUAUAGUUUUGUGAAGGAGUCUCCCAACACCUCUCAGUCAGCACCUUGUAACAAACUGCAACUCCCAGAAUUCUUUGGGGGAAGCUGUGACAGUUUAAAGUGGUAUCAUAAUGCUUUAAGUAUUUGGUGACCUCCAGUGCAAAUGAAAAAAUAUAUAUAAUAAGGUAAAACCAUAUCGUGAUUUUACCACCUCAGAAAAUAAUGUGAGAAUUAGGCCACAUUUGUUUCUUUGGAGGAGGAAUGGCCUGCAUCACCACAACAGCUUUUAGUUUCCUAGCAUGUGAGAGCCAAUGUGGUAUGGUCCGUGUCAGACUUAGAAGUGGGAAGAGCUGAGUUCAAAAAUAUCCCUUCAGUCAUGAAGCACACAGGGUUUGUCUCUCUCAGGCAUGCUCCCUAGCCUACCUCACAGAACUGUUGUUAGCAUCAAAGUUUGUGGAAAGGGAAGGAAAUAACUAUAUUGUUUUGUAUGCAGCUCCAUGGAAGACGGUUCAGAUGUAAAUGCGGUGCUUUUUUUCUGGGGGGUACGCAGGGGUACGCAUACCCCUAAACAUUUUGUGAAUCUAAUGGGAGAAGAAACUAAUUUUUUUAAAAAAAAUUAGUUUCUUCUCUAGCGUGGUGAAUCGUCAGUUCCAUUGAACAGCAUAGUGAAUUGUCAGUUCCAUUGCUACCUCCAAUGGCGGCCUCAUUUCCUGCCACGGUGUUUCCUGAGUCUCAGAUGGAAGUGAGCGUUUAAUGUGUGAAGUAGGAAUUGGAAUCUAGCAUGGUGAUUGGUCAGUUUCAUUGUUGCCACCUCCAAUGAUGGCUUCAUUUCCUUUCCCGGUGAUUUUCUUGAGUCAAACUGAGAGUACCCCUCAACAUUUUUUUUAAGAAAAAACCCCACUGUUUGUAAAGAGAUUAAUUUCUGUGGAGGUAGUAAAGGGUAGCAUUAGUUGCUGUGUCUUAUGGCUGGUUCCUUUCCAGCAAGGUUUUCCCCCAUAUUGCCACGUAGUUAGGCCUGCUUCGUCUGUUAUAUUCCCUACAUCAGGAGUAGGUAACCAAUCUUUAUCAAAAGAGUCGAGUGAUGUGCUCUGUUAAAUGUGUCCUUCUGUCUUUCCUUUUUCUUUUCUUUUUUUGUAAAUAGUAGCCACUGGGGAGGCAGAAGGGAGAUCAGGUUCAGUACUGUGGCACAGGGUGGGGGAUCAAUAUCCCCCCCCCAGCUGCUAUUUGUCACAGUGCUUGUUUCUUUAACAUUAGCUAUCCUGCCAUUCCCAUAUUUAUAUAUUAUCCUUAUAUCCUGUCUCAGUGAGGCAUACAUUUUUCUCCCGUUCCCAUUUUAUCCUUGCAACAAUCCUGUGAGGUGUGUUGCAUUGAGAGAUAACAACCGGCCCAAGGUCACCCAGUGAACUUUUUGGCUAACUGGCGAUUGAUUGACCUGACUUUCACCAACUGCUUUGGAUCUGACCCUGCCUUGUCCUCUUCCCCCAAAUCCUGCUUAGGUUCCUGCCCCCAAUUUCUCAACAUAUUUAUGGGUUCAGAAUGUAUUCUGAAUCUCUUGCAUCAACUUAUCCCUAGGCUUGCUCCUAGAGAUGACCCAUUCCCCACAUUGUUGCAGCUUGUCUUCAAGGGGGAAAUAUAUGUGCUGUUUCAGGUCUUUAUAGGUCCUUGUAAAACCUUUAUUGUUUUGCUAUCAUUGUGCAUUAAAAGUUCCAUGAAAAUGCAGGCCAAGCAUUACCUCUGGAUAACAGCAAUGAAGGCCAGUGCAGAAAAAUAGCAUUAAAAUUAUAUUUUUAUUGCUUAGGUUUCUGUUCCAAUGAAAGGUAAAAACAAUACUACUUUCUGCUUUUGAUUAACCAACCUUCUCAAAUAGAAAUCCGGGAGAUUGAUUUUCUCCCAGAGUUGCUUUGUUUGCUGUUCAGUUGCCUUCCUUAGUAAAAUAUGUACUUGGAAUAUGGAGCCAGCACUUUAAAAUCCUCUCCUCCUGUCCCUGUCUCUCUUCUGAUUUCAUAUAUGAAAUAUGAAGUUGUGUUUUCCACCCCUUCAGAGUUCUGCAAACACUGCUCUUUUUUCCUCCAUUAAAAAAUCAACUUUAUGUUUUUGCUACUCUUCUCUUUUAAAAAAAAAAAAUAGGGCAUAAAUUAUUGGCAAGGACAAAGCUUUGUCAUGGCAGACUUUCUCAGCCAGCAAAGCAGGUCUGCAUGCAUUUUAUCACCACCACUAGUUUAUUAAUCACCUUCUAAACCACCGUUUCCAGGCAAUUUACACAUAAGAUAAUUAAAAACAGUUAAAAGCACAAAUGCAACAAAGACACUUAAAACAAGUAGACACCCACAAUAAAGGUCCAUUUAUCCAGCUGUCAACGUUUCCCUUUUUUAAAGGGAAAUUCCCUUAUUCCGAAUAGGAUUCCUCGCAAGAAAAGGGAAAAGUUGACAGCUAUGCUGGGGAAGCUUGUCGGAACUCACGUCUGGAAAGUUCAAAUAGUGGACACCUGUCGUAUUUUGCAAUAAAUGAAACUAAGACAAAUUAAAGCUCCUAUGAACUUUUCUAAACACCUUACAUCUUGCCCCAAAAGGCUUUCUGUAUGUAGUAAAUGAGUGACUCCAGUGACAGCUGCUCCAAUUUCCUCUUUAAAGUACUAAUUUACUAAAUGCAGGGGGUUUUCUCUUUCACCUGGAGCAUUCAAAAUUAGGGUGCACACACACACACAACCCUGAACUUGACAUCUGAAGUAGCCCAGCCACUUCCAUAUUGUACUUCGUCCCCAGCCCCACAAGCUGUUGUUGGACUCCCAUCAGCCCCAGUCAUAGAAUCAUAUAGAAUUGUAGAGUUGGAAGCAUGGCCUGUUGCCAGGGAUGAUGGGAGCUGUAGUCCAGCAACAUCUGGUUAACCAGAAUAGUAGUACUGACUCGUGUAAAGCCAAUUCCUGUGUUCCUGUACAUAUGUGUCCCACCUUACGUACGGUAAUAGCUGCCACACAGCUCCGUUCAGAGCAGCAGUAGUUGCCAUACUGAAUCUGAAGCGGCCUUGACGUACUGGUUGUGAUAUAUAAACGAGACAGAUUUAUUAUUUGAGUAGCUGUGAAAACACCUUGUGUGUUGAGCCAGGCAGCAAAAUGUUUCCAAGGCUGUUCUCUUGGCUGGCAUUCUUUGAAAUUCUGUUCAUAUGUUCUUAUGCCACUUCUGUGCAUUGCAGCGUAUAUCGUAAACGACUCUCAGCUAAAACAUGUCACCAGUAUUUUUAAUAAUCCACCCUCCCCACCCCUCCACAAUCAUCAAAUGAACAGAAAGGAUGGAGCAAAAUGCACUACCGUUGACAUAAUACCCAGAUAAAUGGGCAAUAAACAGAAGUUGGAGAAGUUGGAUGGUGCCCUGUUAUUUAAACUAGGGGUGGCAAACUGGAAGCCCAAUGGCUGCAACUAGCUCCCAUCCUGACUUACCUGGCUCCUUCCCCAAUUUCCCUGUACCAAGUUGGGUGUGCAAGGCAGUGCUCAUUAACCUCACAGAUGCCCCUGCUGAUAGGCAUAUGCUUCUAGGACCACAUUCACACCAUGUGCUUAAAGCACUAUGGUACCACUUGAAACAAUCAUGGCUUCCCCCAAUGAAUCCUGGAAAUGGUAGUGUUAUGUACUAAGCUUGGAUCCUAGAACAAUAGGCUUGUAGGAUCCUAGAACGCAACAGCUGAUUGGCUUGCAGGAAAAGACCAAUCAGUCUCCAGGAGGAAGUUAAUCAGCCUAUUAGGCUGGUAGGAUCGUAGAAUGCAACAACUGAUUGGCCUGCAGGAAAAGACCAAUCAGGCUCCAGGAGGGAAGCAGAAUCAGCCAAGACUCAUUGUGUAAAUAAUGUAUAUAAAAGCAUGAGGUUUGGGGGGCAAUUCAAUCACUUUUUUACAAGCUGCAAUAAAGAGCAUGAAAUCACUACAGGACUCCGAGUAUAUUUCAGGUAGCUUGCUAAGGGUGUUGAGAGCCAACAAGAGACCCCUAUUCCCCUCCCACAGCUACAAUUUUCAGAGCGGUUUAACAGUCCACCCCUCUUCCCAGAGAACUAUAUACCAGAUACUGUGAAUUACAAGUGAGGAAAGCGGUGUACUGUGCAGAAUUCCUGUAGGCAUCUGGUUGGCCAAUGUGAGAACAGAAUGCUGGACUAGAUGGUCCUCUGUCUCUAAUCUAAGAUUUCCCCCACUGAGAGCCAGUGUGGUGUAGUGGUUAAGAGCGGUAGUCUCGUAAUCUGGGGAACCGGGUUCGCGUCUCCGCUCCUCCACAUGCAGCUGCUGGGUGACCUUGGGCCAGUCAUACUUCUUUGAAGUCAGUCUCUCAGCCCCAUUCACCUCACAGAGUGUUUGUUGUGGGGGAGGAAGGGAAAGGAAAAUGUUAGCCGCUUUGAGACUCCUCAAAGGGAGUGAAAGGCGGGAUAUCAAAUCCAAACUCUUCUUCUUCUUCUUCUUUUUGAGCACAACACUUAUUUCUUCAUUCUGAUUUCCUUGCAGUAUUUCUCUCAUGGUUUUCGAACAUUACUCACAAUCUAUAAAUUGUAGCCUUCUUGCUUUUCAUUUCUAUUUUAAUACUAUGAUUGACACAGCCCUUGGAAUAGACUGGAUUUUAAUUCCUUGCCAGCCAUAACUAUGUGCAGUUCUUAUUGCAUAACAAGUUUUUUUAAUGCUGCUUUUUUUGCUGUUUUUUAAAAUAAUGAAACCAUUAAUUAUUUUUUAUUUUACUUAAAAAAAAAAGACGCUUCCUAUUGCAAUUGCUUUUAAACCAGGGAUGGAGCAAAUAAAACCUAUUGCUAGUAAAAUACAGGAAUUAGUGUUUAAUUCAGUGAGGGGGAACUUGCAGCCCUCCCAAUGUUGGACUCCAAGUUCCAUCAGCCCCAGUGAGCAUGAAGAAUGGUCAGGGUGAUGGGCAUUGUAGUCCAACAACAUCUGGAGGGUCAAACAUGUUUUCCACACCUGUUUUAAACUGUUUUAUUUCUGGCUUUUUAUUCUUAUUCUUAUUUAGAGUCGUACUUUGGAAAUCAAACGGAAUCCAUUCUGGAAGUCCAUUCGACUUCCAGAACGUUCGACUUCCAAGGCAGGGCUUCCGAUUGGCUGCAGGAGUUUCCUGCAGCCAAUCAGAAGCCACAGAAGCCCCUCCGGACGUUCAGCUUCCAAAAGAACGUUCGCAAACCGGAACACUUACUUCUGGGUUUGCAGCGUUCGGAAGCCAAAACGUUCGACUGCUGAGGCGUUUGUCAACCAAGGUAUGACUGUAUUCCUUUUAUAUAUUGCUGUUUGUAGUGUGUGUGUGUGUGUGUGUGUGUGUGUGUGUGUUUACUAUUUUUGUAAACUGCCUUGAGGUAUUUGAAGAAAAAGUGGGGUAUUAAUAAUUUAAAUAAGUACUUUUAAGCAUCCCAUUAAACAAAUCUGUUUGAUCUGAUAUCAGCCUGAUAAAGUGCUGAGAUAUUGGAGGCUGGAUACUGGAAGCUCCUAUAGAGAGGGAAGCUAUGAGCAAUGGGAUAAAGCUGACUACAGUAUUAACAGCCUUCAUUACUAGCCGCCCCAACGCUCAGCAUUUCUCUUUCACGCGUUUCCCCUAUUGUUUUGUAAACAGAGCUUCUGCAUUGCCCUGAUUCAGCUAGCUGGAUAUCAUUGAGUGCUAGAUAUCAUUGCCUCUUUAUGUGCCGCCAUAGGAAAAGUUCCAUUGAAACUCUGGGGAAUCAUUCUACUUGUGUUCUGAACAACAUCCGCACAAGUAUGUGUGUAUAGCCACAACACAUGGGAAGCUUCCUUGGGAGAGCUGAUCUUAUAUUGGUAAAGGAGGCUGGCGAAAUUGGCAUAUGUUGAGGGUGUCAAGUAUGAAGCAGGGAAACAAAUGAAUCCGUGCCUUAAAUAACAACGUUUCAGUGCCUCCCUGUCUUCCAGGGUUCAGAUACCGUAUGUCAGCUGAAGAACGAACCCACCUGUUCGUUAUUUAUAGAUGAUGCAGCAGAAUCGUUGGUGCUGUUUGGGAGGGAAAUGGAGGGCUGAAGAUGAGGAAUGAGCGCAAUCUCAGAUUAGAGCUUUCACACUUUCAAGGCCUUCCUCUUCACUUAGGAGGGACCGAUGCCCUCCACGCUCAGAGUGGAAUGCAGCUCCAGAGCUGGUCUUCAGAUGAAGGAAGCGGGGAACCCUGGUUGUACAGGAACGUGCAUGGAUGAAGGCGAUAUAUAAAAUUGUUAACAAGUUUAGUGGCAGUAGAAUGGGUUGAGUGCUAUUGAACAAGUAGUUGUUACUGGAUGAUUUGUGUGGAUGAAUUGCAAGGCAGAAUUCGGGUGUGAUGUGCAUGUGUUGUUGUGCAUGUUUGUUCUUUAAACUGCUUGAAGACCAUCUUAUUAAGCUGUAUGCGACUGCGUUAAAUGAUAAAUAAACAAAUAUUCAUUGCAAAUGUAUUUGCAUUGUUUCGAUGCCAUUUUAUUCCAUUGGCACCGUCUUCUCAGUGUAUUCUUUUCCUUCCUCUUCUUUACUCUUACCGCGCUUUAAUCUGUGUCACAUGCAUUCCCACCCACAAUGAUGCUGCAACAUUAUAGCUGCUAAUGACAAUACCAUGGGUGUCUUUGGAGAAUAAACUAUUUGGUCCUUUAAAAACAAGUUACUGGCAAUACAAUGUCAAUACAAUUUAUUAAGAGGUGGAAGGGGAGAACUUGACACAUGUGCUGUUUUCAGCAGCAUAACCUGAAGCUAAAAUAAUCUCAUGGAGUUCAAUCCAGUGCCAAUCCUACUCAGAGAAGGUCUAUUAUCAUUAAAAGGCAUGGUGAACUUGGGUCCAUUUUCAGCUUUCAGUUUCUGCUGAGAUGCCUGCAUUGCAGGGAGUUGAACUGGGGUUGAAAACAUUUGGGGUGCCUUCCAACUUUACAAUUCUAUGAUUCUGAUUAAUUUCAGUGAGUUUACUCGAAGUAGGACUUAAUGGCAUGCAACCCAUAGAGAACUGUCCAUGGUACUGAGGUUUUCUUGUAAAUCAAGAAUAGAUUUUCAGAACAUUUGGAUCACAUUAAAAAACCUUGCUGGUUCUGAUAAUCAGGACUCCAGAAUUUGUGGAAACCAGCAGAGUUUUGAUAUAUGGAAUACGAUGCUCGCUGCAGUUAACUGAACGAAUUUGUUGGCUGUGUGUUACAGUAAUCAUAUUGGGUUUUUUAUUAUUUUUUAAUUUUGCUAGACAUCUCAAUUUAUAAAGGCUGAAGUUCACAUAUUGAUUUGAAAGAACUGACUUGAUUUCCCCCCCAGCUGGUUUAAUUUAACGUCAGUUCAUUUGGUACAGGUUUCCUCCCGUGACCUUCUAAACGAAGUCUUCAUUUAUUUCCUUUUUUGUUUCUGAAAACUUACAGCACAGCCAAGUACAGCGUGGUGACAUUUCUACCUCGAUUCUUGUAUGAGCAGAUCAGAAAAGCGGCUAAUGCUUUCUUCCUCUUCAUUGCCUUACUGCAGGUAGGCCUCUGUUGCGAAAUUAAACUGACUACAUUUGUCACUCCGUUUAAUAUAAUUACAAGUGAAUGUUCUGGGCAUAUCUUUCCUAUAGCAAUGAUGAAACCCCCGAACUGUGGACCUCACCAUUACAUGGCACAGUGAUCAUGCUCCAUAGAAUCAAUGGGAGUGAUUGACAGCAAAUUCUUUCAGACUGUUGUUCUGUGCUAAGGGCUUCCAACAUCAUGCCUUUCCUGAUGUUGCUGGACUACAACUCCCAUCACCCUCGGCCAUACUGGCCGGGUCUGAUGGGAGUUGCAGUUCAACAACAUAUGGAGGCUAACAUGUUGUCUACCCCCAUAGGUAAGUGUAUCAGAGCAGAGCUGGGACCAAGGGUAGCAUUAACUAAGCCUAGACCUGGAGGAUGUGUUUUCCAGCUUAGGGUCUCUGAGGCUCAGGCUAGAGUAAAACAGGCCUAUUGACCACACAAAGGGAGAAAGCCAACCUGUAUUUGAAAUGAUCCUGGGGUGCUUCAGUCAGGAGCCUUUGUAUUGUUUGCCAAUUGAAAGGGGUCAGUGUUACACACCCCUUGUGUCCCUUAGCAGAGCUCUGAGACCUGAGCCCAUGCAGUCCAAUGCAGCUUGCUAGGUUAGGCCCUAGUUUCAGAGGCUAGUGACGCAUUGCACCACAUUUAUGUUGUAGAGCCCUAACACUGGUUCUUAGAAACAAAACGUUCAAGACAAGGGAAUUUAUACUGGAGAAGCACCAAGGGGGAGGAGAUGCUUCACCCUUGCAUUGCCCAGUCGUUCUCUACUCUAAAUCACCCCACCAAACAAUAUUUCCUUCUGUAUUUGGAAUCCCAUUGAAGAAAAGCGGUAGAGAAAGGGUCACAAUUUGGAGUAGAGAAGCAGCAGGUAAAGAAUAGAUUUAAGUUACCCUCACUGCUCACCUUUCAACUACAAGUUCUUUCCUCCAGAAGUUGCUUUUCAUUUAGCAAAUGGCAUCAGGAAUUUUGGCUUUUUUCUCUCAGUACUUUCCCAGUAGGAGAAAACAUUGGUCAUAGCCGUGUUCUAGUAACAUUAAAAUAAUAAUUAUUAUUAUUAUUUUCCCUUUUCAGCAAAUUCCAGAUGUCUCACCAACUGGAAGAUAUACCACCUUGGUGCCACUGCUAUUUAUUCUCACAGUUGCUGGCAUCAAGGAGAUUAUUGAAGACUAUGUGAGUAUACGUUGGGCAUUUGGAUGAAAUAGGCCAACCAUCUAUUGUUGGAGGGAAAGCGCCGUAGCUCAGUGGCAGAGCAUCUGCUUUGCAUGCAGAAGGUCCUGGGUUCAAUUCCUGGCAUUUCCAGGCAGGGAGAGACUCAUGUUUGAAAUACUGGAGAGCCACUGCCAGUCAGUGCAGGCAGCACUGAGCUAGGUGGGCCAAUGGGCUGACGUAGUAUAAGGCACUUCUCUGUCUUUUCUAACCAAUGUUCCUCCGAUCCUUUGAAACUUAGAUGUGGUCAUGCAAGAGACAUUUGUGUGUAUGGGGCAGGACACCUUGCAUUCAAAGGACACCAAUUGUGCAUCGGGAUGUAUUAGUUAUUUAUGUAGUUUCCUGAUAUUUAAUUCCACUCUCCUAUUGCACCCAGGAUCAUUACAAAACCGUACAAGAAGAACAAAUGUGCUAAGAGCAGAGGGUGAGCAGGAAAUCAGGCCUUUGACUCUCUCUCUCAACUCAUCUAUCUAGAAGUGGCCAUUCCAUCAGACUGUAAGAGGAUAUUGGAUUAGAUGAGCACCUGGCCUCUGAUUCAUCAGGGUUCUUCUGUUGUUACAAAGCUUAAUUUUAUAUUCUCAGAUAAGCCCCACUGAGUUCAGUGGGGCUUACUGAUAGGUGAGUCUAUGAGGGUCUGUAGUCUUAAUGGGCAGCACUGCUCUGUCAUAUGACCUGCCUAAUUACCAAAGUUCUCACAGCACAUCUGAAAUACAACAACAUAAAAAUGGGUGGGAUUCAACAUAGCUCAGAAGGACUUGUGCAUGUGGGGAAAGAGGUCCACUCACGCAACAAGACUUUUCCACCCUCUUGUCCCCUCUGCUUACCCCCUAAGCCUGAUCUGGGGUUUUCCCCAACCCUCCAGAGCAAAUGCAAGGGGUGCACAGGGGGAAAGUCCUGUUUUUUUGGACCUUAUACCAUGCACGAAACAACCUUGCCCUGUGAGUUGCUAUGGAGACACAAAAGUGUGCACACAUUUCCCACCAGCUUUCAGAUGUUCCAGUUGCCGCUCUGCUUCUGAGUCUUUUGGCCACAGCAGGUCCACCGGGGUACGACCUUGCCCCAGAAAUCGGUGCUAGAGCUGCCAGUUCUUAGUCCCUCCCAGAGCAAUGUUUCAUCACUUGCACUUACUGCUGUGGCCAGUGACCAAGCCUGGUGCCUGGUGCCCAGAUAAUGGUUUGCACGGAAGUGACGGAGGGCUGAAAAAUAACUCUCACUUUGUAUGUAGAAAGUUCCAGGUUCAAUCCUGGUGCCUCCAGUUAAAAAUAGAUCAGGUUGCAAUUGAUGAGAAGGGCCUUUGCCUGAGACCCUGGAGAGCUUUUGUCAGCCUGAACAGACAAGGCUUUGCUAGGUGGACAGCCUUACCCAACCUUCCUCAGAAGCUUUGGACUACAACUUCCAUCAUCUGAUUCCAUUGAGUAUGUUGGCUGGGGCUGAUGGGUGUUGUAGUUUCUUCUUUAGUGAUCACUUGUAGUUGAGUAAGAUUGUCUUCCAUAAAUAUGGUUUUAACAGUGAGUCCGUAAGUGACUGUGGAGGCCAAUUCUGGAUCUACACGUCCUUCCACAGUGGGGACAUAGGUUUCUGGGUGGGAAUAGAUCACAGUGAGGUGCAUGUUUUUCUUAGCAUGUUUCUCCCUUGCGUCCUGAGUUUGAACGUCUUCAAAGUCCACGACACCUUUGGUAAAGGCUGUUCUCCAACUGGAGCGCUCGCAGGCCAGUGUUUCCCAGUUGUCAGUGAUUAUACUACAUUUUUUUUAGAUUUGCCUUGAGAUAGUCCUUAAACCUCUUUUGUUGACCACCAGAGUUAUGCUGGUUGUAGUUUAAAGCAUCUAGAGGCUCUGGGUUAGAGAAGCCUUGUCUGACCUUUGAUAAGGCAGCCUCCUUUGUUCCUGACGUGAUGCAGUCGUAGUGCUAAAAUUUAGUAGACCUGGCCCUGUAAGUUGCCUGGAGAGAGGUGACCUCCUGGGAACCACAAUUCAGCUAAUUUCUUUGGAGGAAAAAAAAUGGAUAGAGAAGUGCAGCGAACAAAACUAAUUACUUCAUCACAGACAUCCAUCAAAGAGAAUUAAAACUGUAGCUGUAACAGAGCCUUCCUCAACAAGAGGUUUUCGAGCAACUGUGCAGGCAGAAACUCCCCAUGUGUGUCUCUUUGGAUCCUAGCCAAAUUCAUUUGGCAUUUCUUUGCAGACAAAACAUUUCAGCUUUACCUUGAGACAGACCUUUAAAGCCCCGCUUCUAUUGAACACUGAUGAAGUUAUGCCACCGAAAUAAUCCGUCCUUUCAGAAGUUUCUGCCCAGGGCUCCACGGUGUCUGCACAGCCUUGGAAUUACUGGCACAAAGUUGCAUUUUUAUUUUAUUUUAUCUAAAAUGUAUAGGUGAAGCAAUAUACCAUGUGUUGGACAUGGCUCAAAGCCGCUCCCUUGGUUGGUAGAAGGUAGAAGAGCUAAAUUUGGAAAUGUUUGCCUGCUAGACGCAGGCCAGGAAUGGUCCAUAAUGCUGGAGACAUGGGAGAGUGGAUUUGGAUUGUGGUUUGUUGUGGUUAUUGGGUGGCCUUCAGCAGUCUGCCUUAUCUUCGCCUCGGUUCCCAUCUGUAAAAUAGUAACAUUAUUGACCUAAAUCAUAGGGCUCUUGUGUGGCUAAAUGGAAUAAGGAUUGAAAAAUACUAUGCACUCUAAGAGGGCUAUUGAGAGUGUUGGGUGAAAAUUACUGUAAUUUGUUAGUUUCCAGCGCUGUCAUGCUUUACAGUUCUUGGUUUGCACUAUAGCCUGUGGGGGAUGUUGAAGUGAAGGCUGUUUACAUUUGCAGGAACAUAGGAAGCUGCCAUACUGUGUUAGACCAUUUGUCCAUAUAGUUCAGUAUCUUCUACACAGACUGGCAGUGGCUCUUCAGGAUUUCACACAGGGUUCUCUGGUGGUGCCAAGAUUUGAACCUUGAACCUUCUGCAUGCAAAGCAUUGGAUGCCCUGCCUCUGAGCUAUGGCCCCAUCUAGCUACAGUGGUAUCUCGCGUUAAGUACUUAAUUCGUUCUGAAGGUCCGUUCUUAAGCUGAAACUGUUCUUAACCUGAAGCACCACUUUAGCUAAUGGGGCCUCCUGCUGCUGCCGUGCGAUUUCUGUUCUCAUCCUGAAGCAAAGUUCUUAACCCGAGGUACUAUUUCUGGGUUAGCGGCAUAUGUAACCUGAAGCGUCUGUAACCCGAGGUACCACUGUACUUGAAACCAAAGGUGCGAACUCUUCCUAGUUGCCUCCACAAACUAGUGACUCCCUCCCCAAUCCUCAUUCCAUUCUCUAUAUUGUGGGGAUAAUGAUACUAACUUGUCUUGCAAGGUGUUGUAAGACUUAUCAGGAUAAUAUGAAGCAGGUGGAGCUCUUAGCAAAAGCACCUUGCAAGUACAAAGAUUCAUUGUGUGCGCAUUGGCUGAUCAGCCCAUUAGAGAGUUGAAAGGCCUUGAUACAUUUUGGAACUUGAUGCAAACGGUACAGUUCUGUGUUUUGCACACUAAGGGAAAUGUCAAGCGUAAUAGAAGUGGUCUUGUCUCUCGGUUCCUCUGCUUUGCUUUAGCCUUUUGGGUGCACAGAUCACUUUUCUCAGUGUUUCUCCAACUAAAUGUUUGUACUUUACUUCCCAAUAGAAAAGACACAAGGCUGACAGUACGGUGAACAAAAAGAAAACAGUGGGUAAGGUCUUCUUUUAAUUUCCUUUUAAAUAAAGUACACACGGGGGGGAAGUCACAACCUGAUUGUCUUAUUUGUUAUUUCAUUUAUUUCACAAAGUUUAUAUGCUGCUUGAUUGUAAAAAUACAAGCCCUCAAAGCGAUUCACGAAAAGGAUAAAAUGAAAUUAUCAGUCAAAGACAGUUAAAACAAGCGAUUGAAAACAGUAAAAAACAACAAUCGGCAAUGGGGGGAAAAUCAAACACAUGUCAGCAUUUUGCAUGUCUGGAUAAACUUGUCUAUUUUUAGCAGGCACUAAAAAGGGUAUAGUGAAGAUGCCCAUCUGAUUGCAAUAGGCAGGGAGCUCCAAGGUGUAGGUGCUGCCAUAAUAAAAGAUGGAUUUCAUACAAAUGCGGAACUAAUAUAUAUGAUUAUGGUUUAUUUUGCUCUCAAUAAACCAUGAUCUGUAGCAAAGGUUUGUUUUGGGCUCACUGAUCAUGAUUUACUUGAACUUUUGGAGGCAGCACUAAGCUAAGGAUCAUGCUUCCUUCCUUCCAUAUGUUAGCAGGGAAUGGAAAAGUUGUCCAGAUAAAAGCAUUUAUAGGAAGCCAGCAGCUAUGGUUUACUGUGAUGUGCAAAGUGGGUCAAGGAUUACUUUUGGUUUCAAUAAUUUGUGAUUUAUGACUAAAUUCUAAUACAACCUGCAAGAGAAAGAAUUGGGAGAAAGUAUAUAAUUGUUUAGAUGCCACGUGUUGGUAAUUAGUCAUGAUUGGAAGUUUUACCUUUUGCCUAAUUAUUAUAAGUAGUACCUGAUUACACUGCGCCAAGGGGGCACGAAACGACGCUGCAUUAUCGUCGUUACCAAUUCUGCAAGAACGUGCCUUAUCCCGCUUUAAUUACUAUCUUCAUUAUUUCUCUUUGUGUUCCUGUUCCUUUGUCUUAUUUGCUGUAUUGUCGUGGGCAAUGGCAGAUUCAAAUCUAAAUAAAUGAAAAUGAGAAAUGCUUUAUUUCGACUGAGUGAUUAAUGCCGUGUUCUGCAUCAUUUCACACAGCCCCAUUGUCUCUAAUUACACAAAGGUACAAACAGGCAUCAAUUGGGUUGGAGCAAUCAGUGACAGUGCAGUCACCGCACUUGUCUCAAGCUCCACCAUGGUGUAUAAUUGCAUAGAAUAGUAUAUUGUAUAUGAUGAGCUGCCUGAGUAUAUUUAGAUCCGUUCCCUUAAGUGAUUUUAGCAGUGGCAAUCCAUAUCUGAGAGAGAAAUAAUUACACUGGUUUAUACAAUUACUUGCAAGCUCCCGUUUUUAAAUUAAAAUGCGCAGUAUUGACUUUUGGCUGAGGUUUUGGCAGAACAUCAGGUUUUCUUUCUUUAAUUUAAAGCAUACUUUAUGGGUCAAAUUUCAGUGCCCAUUCCCCCCCCUCCCCAUUUUAAUGUUGUAGAUUUAUGUGAAAUAAUGACAGGUUAUCUUGAGCUGGUUAUGAGAACAAGCCUCCUCCCGUUCUGGACCUGUGAUUUCCUCCUCUUCCUCCUCUGGUGCAGCUUGGAUCUGGCAUUCAGAAACUUUCCCCUGUACUCUUUUAUCAACUAUAGCUUUCUGGGUUCGGUAUACACAUAACACUAAACCAUGGCUCAGUGUUAUGUGUGAACCUACCCUGGCCACCUAAGUAUGGUUUGUGAACUAUUGUGAAAGGUUAAUCACUAACCAAAGUUUUUAGUUGGUUUGUCAACCUUAACGUUAAUAUUGGUUUAGUGUUACAUAUCGACUGGGCCUCCUCCUUAACUAUGGCUAAGGAGUUGUCAUUACCCAAAAGCUACAGAGUCACUAGUGAAGAACAGCAGUAUAUUCAAGCCACUCUCAAGACUCAGCUCCUCUUGCUGGUGCUUUUAACUGUUUUAUGAUGUAAUUGUGAGGUUUAAGUGAUUGUGUGAUGCCUCAGCUUUAACUAAGUUAUAUAGAUGAUUGCUAACGUUAACCACGGAUAGCCCUAGUCAUUGUUUAGCAUGUGCAAACAAGGCCAGACCGUGGUUCUUUUUAAUGUUGGUUAGUGGGAAGAAGCCAGCUUCAACCCAUAGUUUGUGAAGCUGACUUAUUUUUCGCUGGGUGUUUGGAGGACAUACUAACUGUGGUUAAUUCUAAACUGGAAGUUUCCAGUGUGCUCUUCACAGUCACAAUGGCAAAGACAUGGGGAGUGUGCAGGGGAAGGGAUAAGCUAGGCUUAUUCUCACAAUGCUAAACCAUACAAAUGUGGCCACUUAGAGGAAUUUGGGAUUGUUUCAGCAACUGCUAGAACAAAUCUGAUCCCUGGGGGAGUUCUGCUUGACCCCCAGUUGCCAACCCGAUGAAAAAAGAAAGCUGUAGCAUUAAAAUUUGCUUGUAGAGCAUUUUGGGGAGAUGAGCCUCCCCACUCUACUUUCUUUUUAGAGUGAUCAAUGACUCAUAGACCGAUCAGUGAUAGGGAACACAUUAAUAUGUGAUAAUUUCUUUUUUUUUAAAAAAGAGAGAAAAAGAUGCAGUUUUCUUUUUUUCCUUGUUCUUCCAGUUUUAAGAAAUGGGAUGUGGCAGAAUAUUAUGUGGAAAGAGGUAAGAACUACAUUUAAGAUGUUUUGUGAAUUAGAUACUCAUAAUUUUGAUCUGUGCUGGGGUUCUAAGAAUGGGAGCUCAAGGUUCUUAGUUCAUAUAUCUUCACAGAGCAAUUCUUAGUGUUUCUCAGGUCAUAUGUGCUCUCCCAUUUUAAAUCCCAAGCAAGGAAUGAUUACUAAUUGUGUAAUAUAAAUGCAUGUCUGCUUGCUUGAUAUAGAUGUGUCACUCAUUGUUUAUGGAAGCAGAGAGGAGAUGGACCACACUUAGAAAGGAGCCCUGGUAAAAGAAGUUCAGAGUCCUGUGUGGUUUAUUUUCCAAGUGGUGGGUCCAUAUGCAGCCAAAAUGGCGCCAUCCAUACAUGGAAAAGAAACAUGGCAUCAGCAUGAUUGGGGGAACACUAAGCUUUCUAGAAGUAUAGACAGAAAACCCACAACUAAAACACCUCAUUGAGUGCUGGAGCAUGCUCAGUAUGACCAUGUUGGUUAACUAUUGGAGUAGAAAAAUACAGGUGUGUAUUUCUGGAUUUGGAUUGUGUCUGAGUUGAUUUGUUUGUGGGUGAAUCAAGGCUAGAUCUCCAAAUUCAGCCCAAAAUUGAGUCAGGGGUCGGGUGGGGGGGUGGAGCUUGCACAGCCCUAGUUAAUAAUGCCCGUCUUAUAUCCUUUGGGGGGGGGGAGAGAAAGAGAGCCAGUAAGGCAGAUCAUGAAAUUAAAUAUGUAAGACAGCAUUUUCACAGCAUUAAUACAUUAGUAAAAAUCCUGAAAGCCUGGAAGGAUAAUAGGGUACAAUGUUGUCAUUCAGCUCCUUGCCAAUUUGAAUACAUCACAUUUUAUUCUAGAGUGCAGACUGCUUAAAAUGGGCAGAUGAAGAAGGGGCACAUUUCAUUUCACUCAGAACAUGUAUCGCCCUUCCGUUGGUACGAUGUAGCUGCCACGUUAUGUAAACUAGGAACAAAUUUGCAAAUGAAAGUGAGAAGGAAACAAAACCCAAGCUGCUUUAAUAUGCUUAACCCUGAAAAGAGGGAUAUGUUUUAAAACAUCGAAGGAAGCAAAACUUGGAACACCUUUAUUGGAUAAAGUGAAUUGGAAUAAAAGGAUGAAAACCUUUGACUUAGUGCAAUAGGACCAUUCACUCAGGUUACAUACAACCCUUCAUGCGGUUAUGCUGCUUAUAGGCCAUUGAAGUCCAUUGGAUUUAGCCUGAUAGACCGCUGGCAGAGGGAUGCGGGUGGCGCUGUGGGUUAAACCACAGAGCCUAGGACUUGCCGAUCAGAAGGUCGGCGGUUCGAAUCCCCGCGACGGGGUGAGCUCCUGUUGCUCAGUCCCUGCUCCUGCCAACCUAGCAGUUCGAAAGCAUGCCAGUGCAAGUAGAUAAAUAGGUACUGCUCUGGUGGGAAGGUAAAGGGCGUUUCCGUGCGCUGCUCUGGUUCGCCAGAAGCGGCUUAGUCAUGCUGGCCACAUGACCCGGAAGCUUUACGCCGGCUCCCUCGGCCAAUAAAGCAAGAUGAGCGCCGCAACCCCAGAGUCAGCCACGACUGGACCUAAUGUUCAGGGGUCCCUUUACCUUUUACCUACCGCUGGCAGAUAAAACCAGGAAAAGAAAAGGGCAGAGUCAACCAUGCAAUUCUUUACCCCUGGUGUCCCUGUCUAUUCCACGUCUGCUCUGUUUUCUCCCCAGCUCCCUCUUUGAGUCCCUGGAUGCAGCCCUUUCCCCUCCUCUGAUUCGAGGACCUGCGUUCUGAUGCCAUGGCAUCAAUGCCUGCCUUUUGCCACUUCCACUCAGGAGGCAUUGCUGGCUGGCAAGAGGCAAAGACCCCAGACUCUGUCACUGCAGCGAAUGGGCUCCCCUCAAAACUGUGAAUGCUCAUUAUAACACACCGUUGUUUCCCUGCUUCUCUUGGUAUGGAGGAUUGACUAACUAACAGUAUGGAUGGACUCUUGUCUUUCUCUGUUCAUUUUCUCUCUUUUCAUGCUGCUGCACUCCUGCCCCUGGCUCAACAGGUGGCAGUGGGAGACUUUGUGAAGGUCACCAAUGGGCAGCACCUCCCAGCAGACAUGAUCAUUUUAUCUACCAGGUCAGAUAUGCUGAGUGGGUGUGAAAUGAUACUUCUGCUAAACUGAGGUUUUUAAAGAAACAAUCUUUGCACUUAAAGAAAUUCAAAUAAUAUGGGACCGCCUUCCUUUCUCCCUUCCCUGGAUUGGUUACAUGCAGGCACCUUCAGCUCAUAGGGGCAGCAUCUGAAUGUGCACUAGAGCAGCACACUGGCUGCAUUUGGGCAAUCCUAUUAAGCUGACAUGCGAAUACACAAACCCCCUUAUUCCUUCCUCUGUGUGAGAGCUGCAAUUCAACCAGGAAGCCUCUAAUUAACCAUAGUUUCCUGUUCACUGGGAAAACCUACGGUUACUAACUUUGGAACAAGUGAGCACAUCAAACCAUAGUUUAAUAUUAAAUAUCAAACCAUAUUUAAUAUUCAGAAUUGCAUGCUCUCCUAUUAACCCUCUCCCUUUAGGUAAAGAGCAGGCAGCCAACUUCCCGUGUUCCGUGAAAGAUACUUUCUUCUUUUACAUAUUGGCACAGAUACACGAGGCUCAAUUCCUUGUGCCCUUACUAUUACAAGUAAUGUCUGAAUGGAGAAACCAGAUGGGCUGAGAGGAUGACACGGUUCCAUCUCGUUGCCUCUGUUGGUCCUCAAGGUGGAUUGCACUGCAGGGGAAUGAACCACAUAAUUUGUUUUGCUUUUGUGGUUUCUCCAUACAGAUGUUACUAGAACAGUGUUGUGCUGGAAGUGGGUUCUGCUACACUGCUACAUAAAUUUAUGUUGCCUUAUGGCAGAGUCUGGCCAAUGUCUCUUAAUGCUAUUUGUGCUGGACAUUUCUGCAAAGGAUUGCUUUUGGUAACAUCAGUUUUUCCCGUGGUGCAUAGGAUUUAUUUAUUCAUUUAUUUAAAUAGGCCUCAGUUCACCAGAGUCUGCAUGUUCUGAAGGUGCUGUGUUUCUUGAUUUUGUAUAAAACCUGCACUGCAUUAUUUUUUUGUGCUGUUUGCAUACUAAAAAAUAAAUAAAAUCCUUAUGAUAGAGUUUCUUUUUUAAAACAAAACACCACAAAUUCAGUUAACAGUUUUGGGGGAAAUCACUGCUUGAAUUAUUGUGUGUUGAGCCCGUGAGUGUACCUUUAUUCUUUCUUACUUAUUUUGCAGUCACCUUUCUUUUUAGAGGUUGCUUCUUAAGCAUGGUGUGUAUGAUAUAUAACAUGUUGCUGUACUUUUGCAGUGA
Messenger RNA from Podarcis lilfordi (Lilford's wall lizard), 69711 nucleotides. Lineage: Eukaryota; Metazoa; Chordata; Lepidosauria; Squamata; Lacertidae. The record is from the annotation of a GenBank genome assembly.